Molecule: messenger RNA, 50912 nt
Organism: Coregonus sp. 'balchen'
Lineage: Eukaryota; Metazoa; Chordata; Actinopteri; Salmoniformes; Salmonidae
Source: the annotation of a GenBank genome assembly
AUGCUCCAGCUCAGACCCAGGCUCAGGCUCCUACCGCUGCUCUACCUCUGCUUCGUCUUUUUCCCCCUUCCAGCCAGCAACCAGACCACCGGCCACCGAGGAGGAUCGGCAGCAGGGGCAGGAAGAAGUGGAUCUCAGCGCAUCAAGGUGCUCUUCACCCCGACCAUCUGCAAGGUGCGCUGCACCCAGGGACGCUGCACCAACUUCUGCGAGCAGGGCAAUGUGACCACUCUCUACAACAGUGAACAUGGGGGCCGGGCUGCACUGGGACCGGGCUUCAGAGUCUGUAAGUUAUCUCACUUCUUACCUCUGUUUACCAUCUCUCUCUGUAAGCAUGCAGUAUACUGUAGUCUCUCCAUAAGUAGACAGAGGACUCAACCCCGGCUUCAUUUACUGAGACCUCCCACUCUGGGGUCCAGACAGAGUGACAUUAGGAGUAAUGGGACUGAUGAGCUGGAGGUGUGGUUGUAGCAUCACUGUGAUUUUAGGUCAGUGGUGGAGACAGGUUUGGGAGAUUGGUAUGGGCUAGACCUUAAAUGUGGACAGGUUGGAGGAUGAGAGAGUAGCCCCUUGGCUCUGCUGGCCUCCUUUACAGGUAUUCACACCGUCUUGAGAGGCGACCAUCCAGACAUGUGCACAUAUUUACCCAGGCUCAGAGCAACUGCGUUGGGACCAUCCUUACAUGAGAUCCACCUCAAAGUGUGUGUGUGUGUGUGUGUGUGUGUGUGUGUGUGUGUGUGUGUGUGUGUGUGUGUGUGUGUGUGUGUGUGUGUGUGUGUGUGUGUGUGUGUGUGUGUGUGUGUGUGUGUGUGUGUGUGUGUGUGUGUGUGUGUGUGUGUGUGUGUGUGUGUGUGUGUGUGUGUGUGUGUGUGUGUGUGUGUGUGUGUGUGAGAGAGAGAGACAAAAACAGAAAGAUUGUCUCCCUUCCAGCACCUUGAUGAAUGUAAGACCAAACCUCAAGGUUAAUGUACUCAUUGAUGGAUCCAUUCUACAUGCCAGGGAAUCUCUGUAUCCUCUGUGAAUGUGUGAUCUUAUGACAGUGAAUAAUUUGUUCUUUGCAUGUAUUCUGUCUGUUGCCAUAUUGAUAGUGUUCCCAUCUGUAUGCGUGAGACAGACAGAGACCUAUCCUCUAUCCGCUCUCAGACCAUCCAUGAAACAUUAUUACUUGUUUUCUUUCAAGAUAAUGGUCCAUAUUUCCAUAGAAAUGACACUGAACAAAAAUAUAAACGCAACAUGCAACAAUUUCAAAGAUUUUACUGAGUUACAGUUCAUAUAAGGAAAUCAGUCAAUUGAAAUAAAUAAAUUAGGCCCUAAUCUAUAGAUUUCACAUGGCUGGGAAUACAGAUAUAUAUCUGUUGGUCACAGAUACCUUAAAAAAAAGGUAUGGGCGUGGAUCAGAAAACCAGUCAGUAUCUGGUGUGAUCACCAUUUGCCUCAUGCCGCGCGACACAUCUCCUUUGCAUAGAGUUGAGCAGUCUGUUGAUUGUGGCCUGUGGAAUGUUGUCCCACUCCUCUUCAAUGGCUGUGCGAAGUUGCUGGAUAUUGGUGGGAACUGGAACACGCUGUCGUACACGUCGAUCCAGAGCAUCCCAAACAUGCUCAAUGGGUGACAUGUCUGGUGAGUAUGCAGGCCAUGGAUGAACUGGGACAUUUUCAGCUUCCAGGAAUUGUGUACAGAUCCUUGCGACAUGGGGCCGUGCAUUGUCAUGAUGAAUGGCACGACAAUGGUAUCUCUGUGCAUUCAGAUUCCUGUCAAUAAAAUUGUCCCCAGCACAAGGUGCACCUGUGUAAUAAUCAUGCUGUUUAAUCAGCUUCUUGAUAAGCCACAGCUGUCAGGUGGAUGGAUUAUCUUGGCAAAGGAGAAAUGCUCACUAACAGGGAUGUAAACUAAUUUGUUCACCAAAUUUGAGAGAAAUAAGCUUUUUGUGUGUAUGGAAAAUGUCUGAGAUCUUUCAUUUCAACUCAUGAAACAUGGGACCAACACUGUACAUGUUUUGUUUAUAUUUUAGUUCAGUAUACAUGUCUGACUUUCCCUUCUAGUCAUUUUGACGGAAGUUAUUCAAGUGUGGCUCUAGCGACCCCCAUUGAGACUAUGGGUAGGCCAGAGAAGACAUGAGGAGAAAAGUUAGAAUUGUAGGCCAGCUGGAUUCAGCUGGUUCUCUGUUUGUUAUUGCUGAGUGUCAAGAAGAUGCACAAGCCCAGUCUCCUACAGUAUAUCACUGGUCUCAACAUGCAGGUGCACAAAGGAGAUAUACCAUGAUGUCUUAAACCACAUGCAGGGUUAUAUUCACUCUCCGUGGCAGAAAGGAAAUACAGGGGAGUAAAUAAAGUGGUAUUUGUACCACCCUCUUCCUUCUAUCUCUCUAUCCCUCUCUCUAUCUCUUUCUCUUGAUAUCGCUCUUUCUCUCUCUCGCAAUCUCUCUCUCCUUUACCCUCUUUAUUUCUUCACCCUUCCUCUUGAUCUUGUUGCCCAGCUUGUUGUAAUCUUGCGGUACUCGUUUCUGUAAUGCAGUAAUUCAUAAUGCGAUUUCUUUACACACUCACUGCCUCCUAGACUGAGACGUUAAGACAGACCGACACAAGACUCCAAAUCCGUCCUGGGAUUAAGUGGAGAUUAGCUGCAUUUGUUCAGUAAUAAAACUCAACUUCAGUGACACGGCUGCCUCGUGUCUGGCUAAUCAGAGAGAUUGUGUAUUUCUGUCUGUGUUUUGAUACACCAGGCCAGAAUGAUUGUACUUCCUCAUAGUUUCUGAACAAGCCUUAGUUUUAUGUUCUGAGCCAGAGUGCCUUGACCCUACAUGGGGGCCUUUUAGAUGUUUGAGAGUUGAGAUGAGAGGAGUUAGUUGCAUAAUGUUUGGAAAUUAUGGACGGACACGACUAGGGCCGGUGCGUAUGAAGCUAAUCACAGCCACGUGUUUCCUGUACUACCAUCAUGUCCAUCAGCGCUGGCUUGUUACCAUCAUCACAUCAUUUAUAUCCAGGCUCCAUAACAACCUCUCUGGUUUAGAGGAGGUGGGAAUGAAUGCACAAGAUGACCAUGUGUUGCAAUGUUUAAGAGGACUGCCUUGAAGAUGGCUCUUGAAUUACCUAGAUUACAUAAUGCAAUAAAACGCUACACCCAAAUUAUUGCCACUAAGAACCAUCUGUUUAAAAGUGUAACAAAUGAAAUUGUAUUGGUCACAUGCGCCGAAUACAGCAGGUGUAGACUUUACUGUGAAAUGCUUACUUACGAGCCCAUUCCCAACAAUUAAAAAGUAUGAAAAUGUUUUGCUAAAUAAAAAAAGGAAAUAGUAACACCAUAAAAUAACAAUAAAGAGGCUAUAUACAAUGAGUACCAGUACUGAGUCAAUGUGCAGGGGUAUGAGGUAGUGGAGGUAAUUGAGGUAAUACAGUAUGUACAGUACAUGUAGGUAGGGGUAAAAGUGACUAGUCAAUCAGGAUAUACUGUAUAAUAAAUACAGUAGCAGCAGCGUGUGUGUGUGAGCAUAUGUAGUGUGUGUGUGUAUGGGUAGAAUCUAGUGAGUGUGCAUAGAGCCAAUGCAAGAGAGUCUGUGCAAAAAAUAAAUAUUCAAAAAUAGAUAAUAAAAGGGGGUCAGUAACCAGGUUUCCAUCCAACCUUUUAAUAUUAUUAUUAUUAUAUUAUUAUGUGAGUAAAGUACAUGUCGGAUAACAAAUGUCAUGACGGGCCUGAUGGUAAACUUUCCAAAUGUCGAUAAAACAAAAUACGCUAGACAAGGUGGGAUCUUUUUGUGUAGGUAAAUGUAUUAUGCGAGAAAUGUUGGUGGAAAUGCAAAAUGAUGCAAAAUAUAUUGUAUUGUGAAACAAACAAGAAAUAAGACAAAAGAACAGAAAACUUGGGCGUGCAUAACUAUUCACCACCCCAAAGUCAAUACUUUGUAGAGCCAACUUUUGCAACAAUUACAGAUGCAAGUCUCUUGGGGUAUGUCUCUAUAAGCUUGGCACAUCUAGCCACUGGGAUUUUAAACCACUCAAGUGUUGCUUUAGCAGUAUGCUUUGGGUCAUUGUCCUGCUGGAAGGUGAACCUCCGUCCCAGUCUCAAAUCUCUGGAAGACUGAAACAGGUUUCCCUCAAGAAUUUCCCUGUAUUUAGCGCCAUCCAUCAUUCAUUAAAUUCUGACCAGUUUCCCAGUCCCUGCUGAUGAAAAACAUCCCCACAGCAUGAUGCUGCCACCACCAUGCUUCACUGUGGGGAUGGUGUUCUCGGGGUGAUGAGGUGUUGGGUUUGCGCCAGACAUUUUCCUUGAUGGCCAAACAGCUCAAUUUUAGUCUCAUCUGACCAGAGUACCUUCUUCUAUAUGUUUGGGGAGUCUCCCACAUGCCUUCUGGCGAACACCAAACGUGUUUGCUUAUUUUUUUCUUUAAGCAAUGGCUUUUUUCUGGCCACUCUUCUGUAAAGCCAGCUCUGUGGAGUAUACGGCUUAAAGUGGUCCUAUGGACAGACACUCCAACCUCCGCUGUGGCGCUUUGCAGCUCCUUCAGGGUUUCUUUGGUCUCUUUGUUGCCUCUCUGAUUAAUGCCCUCCUUGCCUGGUCCGUGAGUUUUGGUGGGUGGCCCUCUCUUGGCAGGUUUGUUGUGGUGCCAUAUUCUAUCCAUUUUUUAAUAAUGGAUUUAAUGGUGCUCCGUGGGAUUUUCAAAGUUUCUGAUAUAUUUUUAUAACCCAACCCUGAUCUGUACUUCUCCACAACUUUGUCCCUGACCUGUUUGGAGAGCUCCUUGGUCUUCAUGGUGCUGCUUGCUUGGUGGUGCCCCUUGCUUAGUGGUGUUGCAGACUCUGGGGCCUUUCAGAACAGGUGUAUACAGCUCUGAAAAAAAUUAAGAGACCACUGCAAAAAUAUAAGUUUCUCUGGUUUUACUAUCUAUAAGUAUGUGUUUGGGUGAAAUUAACAUUUUUGUUUUAUUCUUUAAACUACUGACAACAUUUAUUUGCAGAAAAUGACAACUGGUCAAAAUAACCAAAAAGAUACAGUGUUGUCAGAUCGAGAAUAAUGCAAAGAAAAUAAGUUCAUGUUCAUUUUUAAACAACACAAUACUAAUGUUUUAACUAAGGAAGAGUUCAGAAAUCAAUAUUUGGUGGAAUAACCCUGAUUUUCAAUCACAGCUUUCAUGCGUCUUGGCAUGCUCUCCACCAGUAUUUCACAUUGAUGUUGGGUGACUUUAUGCCACUCCUGGCGCAAAAUUUCAAGCAGCUCGGCUUUGUUUGAUGGCUUGUGACCAUCCAUCUUUCUCUUGAUCACAUUCCAGAAGUUUUCAAUGGGGUUCAGGUCUGGAGAUUGGGCUGACCAUGACAGGGUCUUGAUCUGGUGGUCCUCCAUCCACACCUUGAUUGACCUGGCUGUGUGGCAUGGCGCAUUGUCCUGCUGGAAAAACCAAUCCUCAGAGUUGGGGAACAAUGUCAGAGCAAAAGGAAGCAAGUUUUCUUUCCGGACAACCUUGUACGUGGCUUGAUUCAUGCGUCCUUCACAAAGACAAAUCUGCUCGAUUCCAGCCUUGCUGAAGCAGGUCAUCACCGAUCCUCCACCAAAUUUCACAGUGGGUGCGAGACACUGUGGCUUGUAGGCCUCUGCAGGUCUCCGUCUAACCAUUAGACGACCAGGUGUUGGGCAAAGCUGAAAAUUGGACUCUACGGCCCAAUCCUAAUGGUCUUUUGCAAACUUCAGCCUGGCUCUUCUUUGCUUCUCAUUGAUGAAGGGCUUUUUUCUAGCUUUGCACGACUUCAGCCCUGCCCCUAGGAGCCUGUUUCGAACCGUCCUUGCUAUGCACUUCACCCCAGCUGCCGUUUGCCAUUCUUUUUGUAGGUCACUUGAUGUCAUCCUACGGUUGUUGAGUGACAUUCGAAUGAGUUGGCUGGCAUCCCGGUCAGUAGAGAGUAGUUUUCGUCCUCUGCCGGUCUGUAGAUUUGUUGUCCCCAAUGUCUGCUGCUUGACCUUGUUCUUAUGAACCGCCGUCUUUGAAAUUUUAAGGAUGGAAGCAAUCUGACGCUCACUGUAUCCCUCUGCCAGUAAAGCCAGAAUUGAACCCUUUCCUUACUCAAAACAUUCCUUUUAAACUCUUUUGGCAUGGUCAAUUGUAAUAUUUUUAUUAAUAUUACUUUUGAGGUAUUAUUAGCACUGUUUUUGCCAUCCAGCUGGUCCUAUUGCAAGAGGAUAGUGAUGACCACAGCAGUGGAUUUUAUACUUUUCCUCGUUAAAUAAGAUUUGGUUCAUGUGAUCACCUAAUCAGUACCUAAUUCAUUAGAAUGAGGUGUGCCUGUGUUGGAAUUCAACAGACACUGGAAUGGAAUGGCUGUCAUACAUGUAGAGAUGCUGAUUUAAGAAAAAUUUGCAGUGGUCUCUUCAUUUUUUCCAGAGCUGUAUAUACUGAGAUCAUGUGACAGAUCAUGUGACACUUAAAUUGCACACAGGUGGACUUUAUUUAACUAUUUAUGUGACUUCUGAAGGUAAUUGGUUGCACCAGAUCUUAUUUAGGGGUUUCAUAGCAAAGGGGGUGAAUACAUAUGCACGCACCAUUUUUCCGUUAUUUUUUUUCCCGAAUUUUUAGAAACAAGUUAUUUUUUUACAUUUCACUUCACCAAUUUGGACUAUUUUGUGUAUGUCCAUUACAUGAAAUCCAAAUAAAAAUCCAUUUAAAUUACAGGUUGUAAUGCAACAAAAUAGGAAAAACGCCAAGGGGGAUAAAUACUUUUGCAAGGCACUGUAGUCUUACCAUGUAGGCUAUACGUGCACUCUAGCCAACAGCGUGCAGAUAGCUGUUUGCGCGCUGUUGGUUAGAGCACACGUGCCAAUACCAGAGUGGGCACACUCGCUAUAUAAUGCAGCAUUCUUUGUGAGAACCAUCAGUAGAGUUGAAAAUGCGAUGGAAACCCAUUUAACUUGUAUUUUUAUUCGGUACUUGGGAAUUUAACCACAAUGAAUGUUUAUGUGCACUACGUCAUCACGUACAGCCUUUUAUCUGCAAAAAGUACAUUUGAUGGAAACACAUCUCUGGUGGGAAAAUGUGCAUGUUGUUUUUAUGCGGAUUUUAGAAUAUUAGCAUUCAAAUCUGUCGCCAAUUGGAUGGAAACCUAGCUAAUGUAAAUUAGUAUUUGAUUAACUGUUCAGCAGUCUUAUGGCUUGGGGGUAGAAACUGUUCAGGAGCGUUUUGGUCCCAGACUUGGCGCGCCAGUACCGCUUGCCGUGCGGUAGCAGAGAGAACAGUCUAUGACUUGUUUGGCUGGAGUCUUUGACAAUCUUUAGGGCCUUCCUCUGACACCACCUGGUAUUUAGGUCCUGGAUGGCAGGAAGUUCGGCCCUAGUGAUGUACUGGGCCAUACGCACUACCCUCUGUAGCGCCUUGCGGUCAGAUGUCGAGCAGUUGCCAUACCAGGCAGUGAUGCAACCAGUCAAGAUGCUCUCAAUGGUGCCGCUGUAUAACUUUUUGAGGAUCUGUGGGCCGAUGCCAAACCUUUUCAUCCUCCUGAGGGGGAAGAGGCGUUGUUGUGCCCUCUUCACGACUGUGUUGGUGUGUUUGGACCAUGAUAGGUCCUUUGUGAUGUGGACCCGCUCUACUACAGCCGCAUUGAUGGGAAUUGGGGUGUGUUCAGCCCCCCCAUUUCCUGUAGUCCACGAUAAGAUCCUUUGUCUUGCUGAUGUUGAGGGCGAGGUUGUUGUCCUAGCACCACACUGCCAGGCCUCUGAUCUCCUCCCUAUAGGCUGUCUCAUCGUCGUUGGUGAUCAAUCAGGCCUACCACCGUUGUGUCGUUGCAAACUUAAUGAUGGUGUUGGCGUCGUGCGCACUGUAGUCAUGUUUCUCAAUGUAGGCCUAUGUCUACAGUCAACUAUGAACAUUUCAUUAAUUAAUAAUAACCCAGACUUGGUAAGCUUUAAAGAGCUGCCAAGUCAGUUGUUUGUUUUUCUAUGACCUGAGUAAUGCCCCAUACCUUGUAUAAACGGGCUCAGGGAAAGUACCCUCCCCUUUCAUCCGCUUAGCACACGUCUGGUUUAUAGGCUUGUUCCUGGACUCAGUCAUUCAGAUGAUGUCAGCUCAAAGUCAGACUCAUGUACAAACAAGCCCCCCCCCCCCCCCCCCCCCCCAAAAAAAAAUGCACACAGACCAUGUUACUGGCCGGUCACAUGUCAGGUGGGGUAGCAUGAAGCAGACAGACCAGGAACAAUGUCUCAUUAUCCCCUAGCACCAUGCAUGUUACAUUAGACACUAGACAGUGCUCGACUGUGUACUAGUGUAAAAUAUACUUGUUUUGUCUUGCCAUACUUACGGUUUAGUCCCUCUCUCUGGUCCUAUUGGCUACGACCCAAUCGAUGCCCUCUAUCACGGACUUGUGAAAAAUGUCUGUCAGGCAGAUGUGGCCAGCAGAGCCCAAAAUAUCUCUGUGAAUAUCUCAGUGCAUAUUUGACUGUUCAAAGAGGGACCUAACUUUUCAGCUAUUCAAAGCGAGGUGCUAUGGCAAAGUUGAUCUGGGAUAGUUUGGAUAACUGCCAUUAUGAUUAGCUUUAUUGUUGCAGUUGGAACUCAUGAUCUCAUGCUGAUUGCUAGCUACAAGUGAGUCUAUUUGCAAGAAAGCAUUUCAUUAUACCGUGUACACUACGCUUUAUCCUGUGCAUAUGAUAAAUAAGCUGUGAUUUGAUCCCAAAUGCCAGCUGCCAUGUUUGAAUCAAGUUGCAUUGCUGGUAUUAAUUCUGCAUUCACCUGAUAAUUACUCUUCAGCUUUCUGCUGUAUUAAUAUCCUCCUCACCCAUAUUGAGGUCUAUUCAGGGUUGUCUUGAUAAAGGUACAGGCUGGGUGUGCAUGAGGACAUCAUGGGUUAAGCAUCUCUGUGCAAGCUGUAGAAACUAUGGCCAGCUGAACCUUCCUUCUCCUGCAUGCAAAGAGGGAGCCCAAAUGGCAUGUGUCUUUGAUUUGCCUCAAAACAUCUCCCUGUACACACACACACACACACACACACACUUUUUGAUUCUUUCCAGGGAGGGCUAAUGCUGUCAGCCUUGAAGUACAUACAGUACACACUCACAUGCCCAGAAUGUUUGAAUGAUGACGCUCUCAUUUUCAAACCACCCUUUGGAGUGAAAUCCUCCAAGGCCUAGCUGUAAAGCCUGGGGACACAGGAAAUGAUGUCAUGGGGUCAUGAAAACUAAAACUCUACAUGGUGUGAUGACCUGUUGUUCCACACUGGCCUGAGAGAUGUACUGCAUUACAUGGAUAUGAGUGCAGUGAAAGACAGGGCUGACGUUCUGUGUCUCAUGGAGGGUCUGAGAAGAACUGGGCAGCUGCUCACUGCCUCUCAACAGCUCAGCUGACGUCACUGUUUUUCCUCGGAGGCACCUGCACCCUUGCAUGGCUACCCAUCCACAUCGCUCGGUUCAAAUGCCACGGCCACUAACGUUUCUUCUCCACGAUGAAUCUGGUUUGCUUCCUCCCCGACGACUUCUCGAAUGUGAACACAUUCAAACCGUUCUGAUUGGUCCCAACCGAUGGGUUGGACCAGAGCUGGUUGUCACACCCUGGUUCGGGGACUCAUUAUGUUGAACCAGGGUGUGUUCAUUCUAUGUUUUCGGUUUCUCUGGUGGGUGUUCUAGGUGGUUUAUUUUCUAUGUUUGCCGGUGUGACUCCCAAUCAGAGGCAAACGAGUGUCAGCUGUCGGCUGUUUGUCUCUGAUUGGGAGCCAUAUUUAAUCUAUCUGUUUUCUUUUCGGGUUGUGGGAUUUUGUUCGUGUGUGUGCGUGUUGUACCACAGACGUCACGGAUUCGUUGUUUGUUUGUUUUGCUCGUGUGAGCAUUUAAUAAAUAUACUAUGUUCACUCAACACGCUGCGCUUUGGUCUCCUCCUUCACACGAUCCUGACAGAAAAUCCCACCAAGACCAAGACCAGACCAAGCAGCGUGUACAGGAGCUGAAGGGCGAUAAUUGGAAACAGAGGAGCGAGAAGUGGGCGAGAAUGAUGGAGGCCUGGUCCACGGGGAGGAGAGACCCCCAGGAAAUUUUUAGGGGGGGGCUCACGACGUCGGGGCAGCAGGUGUACGGGUUGGAGGAGUGCAGGAGGUUGGCAGAUAGGGCCGCCAGGUUAAGGGGGCCACUGGUCACGAAGGGGAAGGAAGGUGUAGAGGCACGGCCAAGGGUACUGGGGUGUGUUACCAGUCCGGUCCGGCCCGUUCCUGAUCCCCGUGUAGGGCCAGGGGUGUGUGUCCUCAGUGCGGUCCGGUCUGUUCCUGUUCCUCGCAUGGAGCCUGUGGUGCGCGUCCCCAGCCCAGCCCGGCCUGUUCCGGCCACUCGCACCAAGGAUAAGGUGCGCGUCGCCAGCCCGACCCGGCCUGUUCCGGUCACUCGCACCAGGGAUACGGUGCGCGUCGCCAGCCCGACCCGGCCUGUUCCGGCCACUCGCACCAGGGAUACGGUGCGCGUCGCCAGCCCGACCCGGCCUGUUCCGGCCACUCGCACCAGGGAUACGGUGCGCGUCGCCAGCCCGACCCGGCCUGUUCCGGCCACUCGCACCAGGGAUACGGUGCGCGUCGCCAGCCCGACCCGGCCUGUUCCGGCCACUCGCACCAGGGAUACGGUGCGCGUCGCCAGCCCGACCCGGCCUGUUCCGGCCACUCGCACCAGGGAUACGGUGCGCGUCGCCAGCCCAGUCCGGCCCAUCCAAGCUUCCCGCACCAAGUCUGUGGUGCGUCUCGUCAGCCCUGUCCGGCUCGUCCCUGCUCUCCGCACCAAGUCAGUGGUGUGCGUCGCCAGCCCAUUCCGGUCCAUUCCUGCUCCACGCACCAAGCCAGGGGCGCGUGUCGUCAGUCCGGCUCCGGCCAGCGGGGCUAGACAGGACCAGGAGUACUUUGGGGGGUUGGAGAGGAAGUGGGGAUCAAGCCCGGAGCCGGAGCCGCCGCCGAGGAAGAAUGCCCACCCAGCCCUCCCCUGUUUUGCUCAUAUUUAGGCGCGGUCACAGUCCGCGCCUUUAGGGGGGGGUACUGUCACACCCUGGUUCGGGGACUCAUUAUGUUGAACCAGGGUGUGUUCAUUCUAUGUUUUCGGUUUCUCUGGUGGGUGUUCUAGGUGGUUUAUUUUCUAUGUUUGCCGGUGUGACUCCCAAUCAGAGGCAAACGAGUGUCAGCUGUCGGCUGUUUGUCUCUGAUUGGGAGCCAUAUUUAAUCUAUCUGUUUUCUUUUCGGGUUGUGGGAUUUUGUUCGUGUGUGUGCGUGUUGUACCACAGACGUCACGGAUUCGUUGUUUGUUUGUUUUGCUCGUGUGAGCAUUUAAUAAAUAUACUAUGUUCACUCAACACGCUGCGCUUUGGUCUCCUCCUUCACACGAUCCUGACACUGGUCUACAUGAAUCAGCACAAACAACUUCUAGGAUGGUAGGUUCAGACUCAUGUAUGGAGCGAUUGAUAGAGCAACGGAAUUAAAUUCAGGAUGAGUCAUCAUACAACCUUGACACCCCCCCCCCCCCCCUCUCUCUUUCUGCCUCUUUUUUCCCAUUCUGUCCCUCUCUCUGUCUGUCUUUUUUUUUGUCUGUUCCAUCUCUCUCUCUCUCUCUCGCUCCCUAAUUUCCCCUCUCCCUGUGUAGUCUCUGGUGGAUGGAUCCAUUGCAUCUGGAGGGACACACACGUCCGACUCGGAGCAAACAAUUAGGUCACCUUCUCAGUUUGCAUACUGCACAUGACCUCAUCACCACGGCUACGCCACAGCGGGGAAUACACACUGAUACACUGCAUAUGCUCCACACAUGAUUUCUCUACCGGAAAUCUACUCCACACAGCAGAACGCUGCUGCUCUAACCCCGGGGGCCGGACACAGGCUCUCUGCGAUAGGAACCUAGAGAACUCCUAAGCCACUGUACUGUAAAUUCCUCUUGUAAAAGGCCUUUUCCUGACAAAAACACCAACCUUUUUCCUGUUCCUCGCCAUGGCCUCUGGAACAAUGGGCAAGAGCGUGCCAGAAACUGAGAAAAUAGAUAGUUAGUUACGGUAGUUACCCCGAUGCUGACACGCUCACUGGAGCCCAGAGGACUUCGAAUUCAGAUGGAAAAUCAAUUAUGUGCCCCCCCUAGGGAAAGGAAGAACACUAAAAAUGAUGGAUCAGUGUGUACUUUGGACAGCCUUCAGCUGCCGUCGUCUUUCCAAGUUCCGGAAGGCUCGGGAAAGGUGAAGGCCUAUAAUCAGUGUGACUGUCGGGACCUCGUACAGUCCAAUAUUUGUGUUUUACAGUAUCCUCUCCAAACCACUCUGAGAUGUUCACCUCAGAGAAAACAGCUUUAGCUGAACCCCCCGUCUUGAGUGGUAAAUUACCACAGAACACAAACACAUUUGAGUGUUUAAGAGAGAGCAGGUUUAUAUUCUACCUAAUUAAAAUAUGGAUAGAAAGUAACACAACAAGGUCUAUCAGUACAUCCAUCUUUUUGUCUUUCUUUCUUUCUUUCUCUUUAUCUCUCUCUCUCUCGCUCUCUCACCCCCCCCCCCCCAUAUUGCGUCAGAUAUUGUUUACUAACUGUGCUGAGUUUAUCCUUCUGGCCCAGUGUUUGAUGGACAGACAGUUGGCCAGGGAGAUGCAUAAUGGACUGAUUAUAGAUGCUGAAAAGAUCAUUCUAUUCAGCUGACUGCCAGGCAUAUCUCUCUCUCUGCCUAGCUGCAUUGCCAUUGUAAAUUAAUUUCCAUGGACUUGGGCAUUGGCCAGGGCCAAGCUUUCCAACGUUAUUAUUAUUAUUAUGAGCAUUAAUACAGCGCAGCCAUGUGAUAUGGAAAGCAUGUGCUGGUGGACAGAAUAAGCAGAGGUAUGGUUUUCAUCAGAGUACUGCUUGUUUUAGCUUGUUUUCCAUUCAUUGUGGUAAAAAGGGGGGAAAUGAAGUAAAGAUGGUAUUUGUGUGCUCUGUAACCAAUCAGUGUUGUUUUGAAUGGCAUUGUUUACAGUGUUUCCAAACUGUCUAUCAAUUGUCUCUGUCACAAGGACAUGUGUUGGAGGUUUUCCCUUGUUGCCUUGGUUGGCCAGGUAGGCGUGAACUUAUUAGACUCUGCCCUUGGUUUUGUAAUCGGAUCGUAUCUGAAUCGUGAGUUUGUGUUGUUACAUUUGAACCGCAACAGGGAGGAACUCUUGGCCCUAAUGGUAACUGAACCAUGGUAAUCACUACAGGACAUAAAACAAUAUGGUUAUUGUUUCUCUCAGCUCCAGAGUUCUAUUUCAGUUGUUGAUGUCUUGGACUCCAUGUUUCUCCCUCAAUCUGGUCACAGUUAACAGAGCCAUUCUGUUUGUCUCCCUCCCUCCUCUGUUUCUCCUCCAGUCCUGUGCCCCAUGUUGUGUCAAAACGGAGGGGUCUGCAUCCAGAAGGACCGCUGCCUCUGCCCGCCAACCUUCACCGGCAAGUUUUGCCACAUCCCCGUGGCCACGCCCUCCACCAAUGACAUUGAGAAGCCUCUGCGCAUCCCCUCGGUGCUGGCCAGUCAGCAGCUGCUGACCCAGUCAGAGUACAUUCUCCCCCUCCAGAGCCAGCAGCAGAGCCACAGUCAGCCCAGCGGUGGUAAGUGUGACAAGGCCGGCCUCAUUGGUGGCAGCGGUGGGAUCUGAAUGGUGAUGAUUGAAACACAACUUGCUCUUAAGUUAAUACGUUACACACAAAUCUAUAAAGCAGAGUCCAAUGUCUCUAGUGAAGGAGUCUCUCCUUGACAGUAAGACUGGGAUAAAUAUCAAAUAGAAGAAGGAAGAGCUCUAGAAUGAGCACAAAGACGGCUAAUUCUCUGCAUAUAGAGGUGUGAUACUGACAUGUCGAUGAAAUACAUUUAUGACAAUUAUAGCAAACAGCCUUUUUUGAAAUUAUCAAAUUAACCAUCAUUAAUUGCCUAAUAAUGCAUAACAAAUUAUGCUUACGUCUGACAUUUAGUCAUCUGUGGUUUGGCUUUGAAUGUGCAAAAAUUGUCAACUAAGGUUCACACGUCACAUAGUUACAUAAAGUGGGUAUUUCCUGUAGAUUCAUUACAUUCAAACUGCACCGUGUGUGCUGAGCUAAAGAUGGAAUAUUAUGACAGUUAUACAUGACUGUUUUCCCUUGGCCAGUACUCAACACGUAAAUUGUACCUCUCAGUGCCAAUGGGUAAUAAGCCUUGAAACACGGACAGCAAUUCCUCUAGGUCUCUUAGACAAUCACUAAUUUCCCAUUAUUUUAACAUCAUUACAAUGCAUAUGAGAACACUCUGAUUCGGCUACUUACGAAUACUCUCACUGACUUGCCAAAUGUGCAUUUUGGAUGUUAUGACAGCCAGAUGUUUCUGACCAAAUUCUAUCAGUUGACGUACGCUCUCAGAUGGUGAAGUAUAUUUGUACAACAUGAAGAAAAGACAAACACUGACAUUGCCCUGCAUGGCGGUAUUGAGACCCUGGAAAAUGCACGUCAUCAUAUUUGCCAAUCACAACUAACUACGCAGUCAGUGAAAUCUGAAGCUUUAACACUGCAGUUACAGAUGGGACUUGUUUUAGGAUACAGUAUGGUUGGUCAUCUUCUGCUGCCUUUGAAGAUGUUAUCAUAAGAAUGCGACCCUGAGCGCAUGUGUAUUUUGUCCAUGCUCUAUAAAGCCUAAUGACAUCAGUGUGGCUUGUGUUCGCUCCAGGGGGAUGGGGGUUGGGGGGGGGGGGCUGGUGAAACACAACCAAAAGUUAAUGACUGAAAUCUAAACAGUACGCUGAGCUCAUACUAACAAAUUAAAUGUCGGGGUCAAUUAUGUUGACGAGCUGCUUCCAAAAGUCCACGCUCUAUUCCAGGUCUGGGAGAGUGUUUCGGAGUGGAGAUCUGAGGGCUUACGCAAUAUCACUGAGGAGGCCUACGUUGAUAGUGGGGUCUUAGACUUAGCUGACCUGCCAAUAGAGUACCACAGUAUGAGUCAUAAUACCCAUCAAACCUAGCGGUCAAACAAGGAAAUAGUUCCAAUCUUUUUUCCACCAUUCAUUCUUUCCAUAGGGGAUUUUAGAAACACUUAAAAUAAGGGCUGUAUUUCGUGUAUGCUUACCAUGGCGUGACGUUUUGAUAACCGUGUAAAUCUCUCUAGGACAAGGUGACUUCUAUCAAUAUAUUCCCCUGUAUUUACUCCCCAAAAAUGAAAUGCUAAUUAGCUGUUAAUGUGGCUAUAAUAAAGAACUACAAAUGCCAUGAUAAUAAUAUAAUAUAAUAAGCCAUUUGGCAGAUGCUUUUAUCCAAAGCGACUUACAGUCAUGCGUGCAUACAUUUUUACGUAUGGGUGGUCCCGGGGAUCGAACCCACUACCCUGGCGUUACACGCGCCAUGCUCUACCAAUUGAGCUACAGAUGAGACUGGAUGAGACCGCCGAGGCAAAGGUAAGAAUCUCUGGAUUAACAAUCUAUUAGCUAAAUUUAGUAAUGAAUAAAUUGGCAACAUUUCUUUAAAUUGACAAUUCUGUGAACUGUCUGGUGCACAUUUUUAAUUGACACAAUACCUGUCAGCUAGAGAUGAUGUGCAGGAGCUUGCAGGGAUAUGUAGUCUUGCAUGAUGUCUACUUUGAUGCUAAUUAGCAUUUUCGAAUCUGAGAGUAAAUAGAGCCGAAUAUACUGAUAAAAGUCACCUUGUCUGAGAGAGAUUUACAUGGUUAUCAAAACGUCACGCCAGGGUAAGCCUACACAAAACACAGCCCUUAUGUUUCUAACAUUCCCUAUAGGAAAAAUGAAUGGUGUUUGACCGCUAGGUUUUAUGGGUAUUAUGACAUCUCCACUGUGGGGCUCUAUUCUGUAGUGUUUAUCAUAAAACAUCUUUGUCACAAAUCCACUUAUAUCAGCAAUAUACUGUACCUCUUUCUAAUGGCAAUUUUGCUACCCUGAUAUUUUUUCUAGCGCAGCCAGGACUCUUACACUCUAGUUCCUUGGCAACUUGUGAUGCAAUUUAGCAUCACAACCGCAUUUUGACAACCAUCAAUUGUACCACCACUAAGGGCUAUGCAGCCUGUGGUGAACGUUUCCUCUCUUCUCUUGAGGAGGAGUGUAUUUAGGAGGGAUGAUGAAUGCUCUGUUUUCAUCUCCUUGUGGCUAAAUGGCAAACUUUUUUUAGCGUGAAAAACACAGGCGGACAAAGGACACCUCUGUUGUGCUGUCAGGACCAGCUGUGAGGACGAGGUCGGCCAAUAGGCCAGACAGUGUGAAAUAGUGAACAGGCAAUUAAAACCGUGUACAUUUUGUCACAACUCGAGUGGGGUGUAGACAAGCAGCGAGUAAAUUCCAAAUUAUCUCAGAGUUAGUCUAUGAACAGUUAUGGGAAAUCCUACAGGGGUCAGACAAUGGGAUUGCUUGUUAACCACAGAGAGCGGACGCCUGAGACAUGUUUGGGUCCAAAACACUGUCUCUGAUGUGGUUCCAUUGUCUCCGCCUUUUAUAAUUGAUGCAGCCGUGUUGUAGAGUUCAGCAUGUUGUAAAAUCCACAGCACGAUAAUGGAACAAACAACCCAUCUGCACUCUCAUUGUUUUGGGGCAAAUGAAAAACACAGUCCAAACUGCAUCUGUAAAUGAAACAUUGUGUUGGCUGCGUAUCUCCAGGGCCCUGUAAACGAUUCCGUAAAACCCUGAAUAGUAAACCAGGUCCUAUAGGUCUGAUAUUACGGACGGAUGGCUAGGAGGUGAAGAGUCCAAUGUCCUGGGUCUUGAUUUUAAUGAGCCUUGUUCUUUGCGUUCUCGUUUUUUCAACCUAGAACAAACCGUGCACAACAGUUCCUUUAGCACAAACAGAUCUGGGACAUUCAGUCACCCAGAGUUAACUGAUUAACUCAUUGCCUUUUUAAUAAAGCCCAAGAAAAGGUUGAGAAAUGAGUCUGGGUCUGGCCUUCCGCUCAGUCUGGGUCUCUUGGCAGUGUAGUGGCGUCACCGUGGGGGAAACGAUGUGCCAACAUUUCACUCCAGUCUCUAAACGAUAAGAGGCUGCCAUCAUGACUCACAGUAAUAGCAUGUUUUAGGAGAACAGCCACUUCAUUUUCAGACACCCCACACACACCCUCCUUUGAUUCUUAAGAUCUGCUAUAGUAACAGGGCUUCACACUAGCUUCCUAACAAAUGGAAUGACUAAAGACCGCCAUUCAAUAUUUACCUUUUGAAUUGAAACCACAUCAAAGACUUUGUGUCACGCACCAAAGGCACCUCUCAUACAUGGGAGCUCCCAUUCAUAUCCACUUCCUUAGUUACCUGUCAGCACAAAAAUGCAACGUCAACCAUUCAGCCAGUGGUAAAUGUGAGCCACCGGGACAGAGUUCAAGUGAGAGGUCCGUCAUAGAAUGACCUCUGACCCCUGGAGGCACAGCGGGUCAGGUCAGGCUCUGUGCAGAGACUGUAUGGAGUCAGCCGUGUUUGCUACUGCUAACCCCCGCUAACCCCUAACCCCCACUCCCCUCUCUCCCUCCCCCCAGGAUCUGGCUCAUCCAUGGUCAAGGUGCGGGUGCAGCACCCCCCAGAGGCCAGCGUGAAGAUCCACCAGGUGCUGAAGGUAGGCUACGGGCCAGGCACAGUUAGGGAGCAGUCGGAGACGGUCACCUGGUCAGCAGGCCUCUCGGGGGCCAGGACCAGUGUUCUGCCAGGGGAGAGGGCCGAAGCCCCACCACCCAAAACCAGAGUCCAGGCCCAGACCCUCCAUGGUGACUCCACCUACACAGAAUAUUCCGGGUUCAAGUACUGCUUCAGGGAGGUACGCAACGGCCAGGUGAGACUUCGCAGAGGAAUUACUUCUACUAUUGAUACCUACAGAUAACUGCCAAAAUAAAAGAAACACUUGAGUAAAUGAGGGAUACAAAUAUAUAUUGGAAGCAGGUGCUUCCACACAGGUGUGGAAUUAACAUCCCAUCAUGCUUAGGGUCAUGUAUAAAAAUGCAGAGCAGGCCCAGUUGCCCAUUAUUUUGGCUACCAUGGCUAGAAGGUGCAUUAAAGCUGUUUUGGUGCCUCGUGGUGACCCAAUACGCUAUUAAGACACUUCAUGUUUGUGUUUCCUUUAUUUUGGCAGUUACCUGUAUGUACAUAAUAUGCAUCAAAUUAUGUCGCUAAGUCUUAAGCAAUCCAAUAUAAAUGGGUGGCAUGUCUCAUUGUGGUUGUGCCAGUUUAAAUCCAAUGCUCUUCUCUUCUCCUCUACCCCUCAGUGCAGCUCACCUCUCCCAGGACUCAGGAGUCAGGACACCUGCUGCCGAGGGAUUGGACUGGCCUGGGGCAUCAACGAGUGUGUCCUAUGUCCCCCUAACACAGGUAAAAGACCCCCGUCUAGUAGUCACCUGCCUGACUUCUAUAGUGUCCCUUUCCCAGUUCUCCUUUAAAGUGAAGCUUGGCCUUUCGUCAAUAUCCCUCUUCUCUUCCAUUACACUUGUUCUCUCCUUUCAGUCUUUCUAUCACAAAAUGGGUUAAUCCUUUUUCUCCCAUUUCUUGCAUAGACGGGCCCCCCAUCUUCUGUCGCCUUUGUGUACCUACCCCUCCUCUCAUCUCAAAGCUAAUAAUUAAAUACCAGAAACAAAUGGGGAGGUCACUGCUGAUUAGUAAUCCCAGGUGCAACAAUAAAAAAUGAGUAACACCUGUUGUACAGUAUGAUCAUAUGUACUCUGUUUUUUGUUUAGAUGAUGUCAUGUAUUGUAUAUGACGCCUGUACCAUGUUUGACUGAUUGUUUUUAGUGUCUGAAAACUCCAUUUGAGUGGUCCACAAUGUGUUUUUAAAAAAUCAAUUUGUUGUAUUAUUGUGGACACUUUACUACAUUUUCCGAAACUUUAUGUCCCAUGCUACAUUAUAGUGGCUAGCCUACCAGCGUGUUCUUGUUAAUCUCACCUUCACUACAUUAUUGACAUUGACUCUGGUUUUUCAAAAGACAGGAGUGCUUUAGAUUGGAGUGGAAUUCCUUUUAGAAACCUUAAACCAGAUGGCCUUGCUCUGUUGUCUGAAAUUAAAUAAGAAUUUACGUAAUAUCCGAUUAUUAACUAGUUAUAUACAGUACAUGAAGUUGUUGACAUGUUUUACUCCAGACCUGACUAACCUGACUGGAAUGUACUUUUCUCUUGGCCAUAUUUGUCCGUAAGUUGGCUUUGCCCUCUCGCCUCCUAGACCAUAUCAACAUCAUGUCAAAAAAGUAGUGAGCUAAUGUUCUGUUUUCAACUUCUUUCAUCACCACUAUUCAUUUUAACAGGAAUCCAGACAGUCCUGAAAAUGUUUUAGGUAACUCUCCUCAGCCAUCCCAGUGAAAUAAUGUACAUAAGGAAAAUGACUUGUUAUCGAUAAUGGACAUAUUAUUAUGUAAUAGACUAACUCCACGCUUAGCCGGAGCCAGUAAGAAAUACAGAACAUUAUGUCGCCUGCCCUGUGGGGUCAUUGAUUAAUACAGACACAUGGAAAUAAAUCACCAAACAAGGCUGUUUUUCCUCUCUGUUCAACAGCCUGGAAGAAAUGCAUGGUUUUCCUCAUUUUGAUUUAGACUACGAUGAAAACCUCCUCAAUUGCAAUUACUCCCUCCUUGCAAACAACUUCCCCAAACAUUCCCAUAAAUAUGUGGUUGAUACCACACAAUAGAGGCCUUGUCCAAAACUCUGGCCUGGGAUCACAGUCGUUUGAAACACUAAGUACUUUAUCCUUUCCAUUUCCUUUGAGGAAUGUCCUUUGAAUCUUUACUCGGCAACCUCAAGUCACUUCACAACUUCCCACUUGUCUCCCAAGCCAGUAAAGGUCCUCCAAAUAGAGCGUUGUUUGAUGUGAGAGGAGAGACAGCUGGGAGGGAGAUUGUUAGCAGACAGAUAACUAAGAUUGUGUGAUUUAGGCUGCCAACAGUCCAGCAAACAAUUGGGAGUCACAAAGCUAGCUAGCUCACUGGAGAUGUGAUUGUUAGCCAAUGUUAGAUGAGAGUGUGUUUUCCACUCUAGACUGACGGUACGUCAUGCUCGUAUGGUAAAAAAAAAAAGAUUUGCUUCGCUUGGUUUAGUUGACCCAGAGCGCUCCGGUAUAUCCCAUGGCUCCUGUACGCUUGGCUCUCUCUCUGUGGUGCUACAUGCUGCUAGUCUUCCAUGGUGGGAUCAGGGACUGUAUAUACAGUACACACAGAUUGAGUACUAAAAGUAUCUGAAAUCUCAUCCAGGCUCUGCAGGAGAAAGAUAGGCAAGAAACGAGUGACCCAGUGAAUUUUUAGCCAUCACUCUGGUUGUAUACACAGCUGUUGGCACUACAUGACUAGGUAUCCCCUUUCCCUUUACAUCAGUAGGGCUCACACAGUGUCUCUCGAGUAUUGCUAUUUAAACAUCAUUAUGUGAAUUGCCUUUUCAGGAAAUGGAGUCGAUGGGAGCUGUCCGGCUGGAUUUGAGAGGAUCAACGGCACCCAGUGUGUUGGUGAGUUCCAUCUGUCCCUCUGAGUACACCUGACUAUACCACUUACUGUAGAAUGAUGGUGGUCUUCUAUAAUCUUAGAAAAAAAGGGUUCCAAAUGGGUUCUUCGGCUGUCCCCAUACCUUUUUGGUUCCAGUUAGAACUCUUUUUUGGAUUCCAUGUAGAUCCCUCUGUGGAAUGGGUUCUAAAUGGAACUCAAAAGGAUUCUACCUGGAAGCAAAAAGGUUCUACCUUGAACCAAAAAGGGUUCUUCAAGUGGUUUUCCUAUGGGGACAGCCGAAGAACCCUUUUAGGUCCUAUCUGAGCACAUAUAAUCUCUCUGUGUCUGUAACAGGAGAACUGACUGGAAGAGAUGUAUGUUGAAAUGUUAUGAAAUUAUAUUUGACAGUAUUUAUUGUUAAACAAAUACCAGGUCAAAUAGGAGUGGAAAAGAGAAGCAUUGCCAUGGUCUAUCUUCAUAAUAUGACCUCUCUCAUUUUAAUUUGAUGUUUUGAGUGGAAUAAUGUACGAUAUCACUUCAUCAAGUCAGCAGCUGUAUCCUUAGCUUGUCAUACUGUAUUCCAUAUAGGCUCAGCUCACCCACACACACAUAGAAAAGCCCUUUGAAGCAGCUCAUUAUUCAACCCAGUCUUGUCACUUGACCCAGAGAUCUACUGCCGAGCGCUGAAGAGUCUGAGGUGAUAAGCUCUGAAACCACAAACCAUGCCUUGAUUAUCUGCCACUAUGGAAUGGCCGCUUCAUCCGUCUCUGUAGAGCCUAAUAAGAUAUGAGAGAGAAAGGAGAAAACAGAGCACACAUCUCCGCUGAUGGUAACAUGCAGAUGCUAUCACGCUUGGGAUAGCACUCAGAUGGGGACAUACCAAUGUGGUUGUGCUCAUUCAUGGUGAAUCUGCUAUUGAUCUGAGAGUGGCACCAUACCCAAAGGCAAACCACAUUGACACCAUGCCACUCAUCCAUAUGAUGAUAUGCAUGUAGUUUUAGUUGACCCAAUUCUUCAUAAAUUACAUAUUGCAAAAACAUCACCUGUGAUUCUUUAGAAUAGGCUUGAGGCUCCUGGUAUUAUACUGUACAUGCACAUUAGUUAGCAGCUGAUAUAAAUGGAGAAAAACAACAUUGAUCUGUAAGUUCAAUUCUAUAACAUAAAGGAUCAUAUUCACCUCACUAACAUGCCUCAAUGGAUAUACAGUUGAAGUCGGAAGUUUACAUACACCUUAGCCAAAUACAUUUAAACUCAGUUUAUCACAAUUCCUGACAUUUAAUCCUAGUAAAAAUUCCCUGUCUUAGGUCAGUUAGGAUCACCACUUUAUUUUAAGAAUGUGAAAUGUCAGAAUAAUAGUAGAGAGAAUGAUUUAUUUAAGCUUUUAUUUCUUUCAUCACAUUCCCAGUGGGUCAGAAGUUUACAUACACUCAAUUCGUAUUUGGUAGCAUUGCCUUGAAAUUGUUUAACUUGGGUCAAACGUUUCGGGUAGCCUUCCACAAGCUUCCCACAAUAAGUUGGGUGAAUUUUGGCCCAUUCCUCCUGAUAGAGCUGGUGUAACUGAGUCAGGUUUGUAGGCCUCCUUGCUCGCACACGCUUUUUCAGUUCUGCCCACAAAUGUUCUAUAGGAUUGAGGUCAGGGCUUUGUGAUGGCCACUCCAAUACCUUGAAUUUGGUGUCCUUAAGCCAUUUUGCCACAACUUUGGAAGUAUGCUUGGGGUUAUUGUCCAUUUGGAAGACUCAUUUGCGACCAAGCUUUAACUUCCUGACUGAUGUCUUGAGAUGUUGCUUCAAUAUAUCCACAUAAUUUUCCUUCCUCAUGAUGCCAUCUAUUUUGUGAAGUGCACCAGUCCCUCCUGCAGCAAAGCACCCCCCACAGCAUGACGCUGCCACCCCCGUGCUUCACGGUUGGGAUGGUGUUUUUCGGCUUGCAAGCAGCCCCCAUUUUCCUCCAAACAUAACAAUGGUCAUUAUAGCCAAACAGUUCGAUUUUUGUUUCAUCAGACCAGAGGACAUUUCUCCAAAAAGUAUGAUCUUUGUCCCCAUGUGCAGUUGCAAGCAAAGAGCCACUGAGUUUGAAGGUAGGCCUUGAAAUACAUCCACAAGUACACCUCCAAUUGACUCAAAUGAUGUAGAUCAGAAGCUUCUAAAGCCAUGACAUCCUUUUCUGGAAUUUUCCAAGCUGUUUAAAGGCACAGUCAACUUAGUGUAUGUAAACUUCUGACCCACUGGAAUUGUGAUACAGUGAAUUAUAAGUGAAAUAAUCUGUCUGUAAACAGUUGUUGGAAAUAUUACUUGUGUCAUGCAGAAAGUAGAUGUCCUAACCGACUUGCCAAAACUAUAGUUUGUUAACAAGAAAUGUGUGGAGUGGUUCAAAAACAAGUUUUAAUGACUCCAACCUAAGUGUAUGUAAACUUCCGACUUCAACUGUACAUACAGUAUUACUGUUAUUUGACAGGAUAAACUUUUUCACUCCUGCAUCUAUAUAGAAAGAUUUAACAUAGUAACUGAAAUGGAUAAGGUGCUGACAUAUGAUGAUACAAACCAUAUUUGCAAUGCUGCCUUUAAAUGUCUAUUUGUAGCAAGAAGGUCUACUACAGUGAAUUGGGGAUGAGCUCAGUUCACUCCUAUUACCCAACAGAUGCUGCGUACGUUAGGCCAGAUGGUUGUAUAACCUGACUGCUGGAAAACCAUUUCUCCAGGAAGAGGCAGAUAGCAUGAGAAGUAAUGACUACACCAGGCCCUGUUGCAUCACUCACUCAAUCUCGCUAAUUCCCUGAGAGUUACAGUACAUCUCAUGUUGUAAGCUGCUACGAUAUUGAUGAGGACGGGGUUGGAUAAACACUGAUAUGUUUAUGUUAUGGUUUUCUUUUACACUCACAUUGGAUGUUGCCAGACUUUUUAGUGAGUGUUUCAAAGAUUAUGAGUUCAGGUUAGUUCUUCCAAGGUCUCAGUUAAAACUUCAGUUUACUAAAUGUAUUUGUUUCACAUAGAAUGAACUCUAAGCACAAAUGUUUGUCAUGUCUAACCAUCCUCAUUGGGUUUCAAGUUAGUCACUAUUAAUAUCCCCAGAAUAUGAAUGUCGUAUGUGACCAGGGCCUCCCCCUGCAAGUACAGUAUAUCAGUGGGAAGCCCUAUUAUCUCCCCGGCCUUCAGGAAGAGGGUUCAUGACUGUUUCCUGUCUGUGGAUCCUAUGGAUGGGGUUGGGGAAUAGGGACGUGACCGUAGUGUUUCCCUUCCUAGAUGUUAAUGAGUGUUUGCAGCCAGGCUUCUGUGAGAACGGGAACUGUGUGAACACUCGGGGGAGCUACAGUUGUGUCUGCAGGCAAGGAUACAUACUGGACGCCUCUCACGGGAUCUGUAUCUGUAAGUAGCCUACAGGGUGCCCUGCUCGAAGGAGAGGAAGGCAAUGCUGCGCUCGCUAUGCCGCGGUGUCUGGAAUGAGCAGGAAUAACGCAUGGCCGAGGUGCUAUGGAGCUGAAAUGUACAAAACAAUACACACAACCUCCCAUACAAAACAUGUUGAGUAAAGAGAUAGAGGAAAAUUGAAUGUGUUUAGGGUAUGUGUUGGAUAUUAGCCAACAUACUGUAGCAGUGUUUCCCCUAGGAUUUCUUUCAGCAGCAGUGGCAAAGGUGGGGUGGGGGGGUUAGUGGGCGUGGCCAAUGGCGCAAACCGACCCAAAACAAUUUCUGCAAUUCUACAGUGAGGGGAAAAAAGUAUUUGAUCCCCUGCUGAUUUUGUACAUUUGCCCACUGACAAAGAAAUGAUCAGUCUAUAAUUUUAAUGGUAGGUUUAUUUGAACAGUGAGAGACAGAAUAACAACAAAAAAAUCCAGAAAAACGCAUGUCAAAAAUGUUAUACAUUGAUUUGCAUUUUAAUGAGGGAAAUAAGUAUUUGACCCCCUCUCAAUCAGAAAGAUUUCUGGCUCCCAGGUGUCUUUUAUACAGGUAACGAGCUGAGAUUAGGAGCACACUCUUAAAGGGAGUGCUCCUAAUCUUAGCUUGUUACCUGUAUAAAAGACACCUGUCCACAGAAGCAAUCAAUCAGAUUCCAAACUCUCCACCAUGGCCAAGACCAAAGAGCUCUCCAAGGAUGUCAGGGACAAGAUUGUAGACCUACACAAGGCUGGAAUGGGCUACAAGACCAUCGCCAAGCAGCUUGGUGAAAAGGUGACAACAGUUGGUGCGAUUAUUCGCAAAUGGAAGAAACACAAAAGAACUGUCAAUCUCCCUCGGCCUGGGGCUCCAUGCAAGAUCUCACUUCGUGGAGUUGCAAUGAUCAUGAGAACGGUGAGGAAUCAGCCCAGAACUACACGGGAGGAUCUUGUCAAUGAUCUCAAUGCAGUUGGGACCAUAGUCACCAAGAAAACAAUUGGUAACACACUAAGCCGUGAAUGACUGAAAUCCGCAAGGUCCCCCUGCUCAAGAAAGCACAUAUACAGGCCUUUCUGAAGUUUGCCAAUGAACAUCUGAAUGAUUCAGAGGUGAAAGUGUUGUGGUCAGAUGAGACCAAAAUCGAGCUCUUUGGCAUCAACUCAACUCGCCGUGUUUGGAGGAGGAGGAAUGCUGCCUAUGACCCCAAGAACACCAUCCCCACCAUCAAACAUGGAGGUGGAAACAUUAUGCUUUGUGGGUGUUUUUCUGCUAAGGGGACAGGACAACUUCACAGCAUCAAAGGGACGAUGGACCGUCAAAUCUUGGGUGAGAACUCCUUCCCUCAGCCAGGGCAUUGAAAAUGGGUCGUGGAUGGGUAUUCCAGCAUGACAAUGACCCAAAACACACGGCCAAGGCAACAAAGGAGUGGCUCAAGAAGAAGCACAUUAAGGUCCUGGAGUGGCCUAGCCAGUCUCCAGACCUUAAUCCCAUAGAAAAUCUGUGGAGGGAGCUGAAGGUUCGAGUUGCCAAACGUCAGGCUAGAAACCUUAAUGACUUGGAGAAGAUCUGCAAAGAGGAGUGGGACAAAAUCCCUCCUGAGAUGUGUGCAAACCUGGUGGCCAACUACAAGAAACGUCUGACCUCUGUGAUUGCCAACAAGGGUUUUGCCACCAAGUACCAAGUAAUGUUUUGCAGAGGGGUCAAAUACGUAUUUCCCUCAUUAAAAUGCAAAUCACUUUAUAACAUUUUUUACAUUCUUUUUUCUGGAUUUUUUUGUUGUUAUUCUGUCUUUCACUGUUCAAAUAAACCUACCAUUAAAAUUAUAGACUGAUCAUGUCUUUGUCAGUGGGCAAACGUACCAAAUCAGCAGGGGAUCAAAUACUUUUUUCCCUCACUGUACAUAUUUUGCCAUGGGCAAAUAUUUUAUUUUACAGUUUUAAAGCUAAUUUCCUGCAAUUCUACACAUUUUGCAAUGGCUUAUACCGUGUUCUUAUGCUAUCUGAGAGACUCAAACAUUAGAACAAAAUCAAUGUCAUUACAUUUGUAUUAAUUUUUUUAUUCUCCCUGACUGUCUAGUUUUUAUUUAGGUGAUUCUUAGUUCUCAAAGGUGAUUUUUAUUAAGAACAUAUAUUUUAUAUUAGGUUUUCGUCAUUUAAGUUUACACUGAAAACGUUUUACCUACCAUAUUUUUUUUUUUUUCUUUUGGAGUGGCGUCAACGAUUUGCUAAAUGAAUAUAGGGGAAACACUGUGUAGGACAAGUAAACUACCUCAUGCAAUAAAAAUGUCCAUUAUCUUUAUUCAUGCUGAUCCCAAAAAUUAGUUAAACUUCCACACCCUUUUAGAACAUUAUUUAGUAAUAUUUUACAUUAACUGUGCUGUAUUAUAUCAUACAUAAAACAAAAUCUAUAUGCACAUCAUAAACAUGACAUUACAGCAUCUGAAUUUCUGUGACACUCGGCCUGCUUAUUCUAACUGGCAUUUUACGAUGGUCAGUGCUUCUGAAAUGCUGGUUGGGCUGUGUGUUGCCUUUGGAUCUGACACAGUUUGCAUCUGCUUGUCUGGGGGCUCCCUCGCUAUCCAGUCCUCCCCAGCUCUUGGCUCUAACUGUUGGAAGCUGUCUGUUUUGUGCAACGUUGACUCUGAGCGGUCAUCUUUAAAUAAUGUGUUACCAAAAAGGUCAUGGGAAUGCUUUCAGCUUUUCUGUUUUCUUGCUAUCUGAAUCGAGGGUUUAACAGCGAUAAAUCCUGACGUUUCUUAUUUUUUCUGACGUGAGGUACUUCUGCAACUCAUUGUCUGUCUUCAGUUGAAUAUUUAUGUUUCUUAACCCAACUAAAGCAACAGAAUGCCUACCAGAAUUGACACUAAUUGUGACACAAAAAGCAAAGACGAAGAGUACAGCAGCGUUAUACUUCAAGAUUAUGUGUCAAUCAACAAUCAGCAUGUGUUGGGCCUGCAUGUUGGGUUUGGUGUCUUCUUUUGCUUGAGGCCUUUUGAGACAUGAAGCUGUUUCUGUAUGGCUAUAAUACCGCUAUCUUCUCUCCACCAUUCUCCCAUUGGCAUGUCCUCACCCUGUCCUCCUCUUGCAGCUCAUAAGGUGAUCUCGGAGGAUAAGGGCCAGUGCUAUCGUAUCCUGAACUCUGGCUCUGGCCCUGGUAGCUGCUCCGUGCCCAUCCUCAGGAACAUCACCAAGCCGAUCUGCUGCUGCAGCCGGGUGGGCAAGGCCUGGGGCAAGAACUGUGAGAGGUGUCCCUACUUUGGAUCAGGUGACCUAUUCUGAUUCAAACCCCCCCCCCCCCCAUCAUACUGGUCCGGCAUUGGAUAAUUAUAAUGCAGCUAGUGCCCAGUGUUAACAUCUGCCUAUGUCACAAUAUAUACACUGAACAAAAAUAUAAACACAACAUGUAAAGUGUUGGUCCCAUGUUUCAUGAGCUGAAAUAAAAGAUCCCAAAAAAUAUCCAUACGCACAAAAAGCUUAUUUCUCUCAAAUUUAAAAGGCAUGAUGCACCUUGUGCUGGGGGCAAUAAAAUGCCACUAAAAUGUACAGUUUUGCACCAAACACAAUUCCACAGAUGUCUCAAGUUUUGAGGGAGUGUGCAAUUGGCAUGCUGACUGCAGGAAUGUGCACCAGAGCUGUUGCCAGAGAAUGUUUCUCUACCAUGUCGUUUUAGAGAAUUUGGCAGUACGUCCAACCGGCCUCACAGCCGCAGACCACGUGUAUGGCGUUGUGUGGGCGAAUGGUUUGCUGAUGUCAACGUUGUGAACAGAGUGCCCCAUGGUGGUGGGUUUAUGGUAUGGGCAGGCAUAAGCUACGGACAAAAAAACAAUUUGAAUACACAGAGAUACCGUGACGAGAUCCUGAUGCCUAUUGUCGUGCCAUUCAUCUGCCGCCAUCAAAUCAUGUUUCAGCAUGAUAAUGCACGGCACCAUUUCGCAAGGAUCUGUACACAAUUCCUGGAAGCUGAAAAUGUCCCAGUUCUUCCAUGGCCUGCAUACUCACCAGACAUGUCACCCGUUGAGCAUGUUUGGGAUGCUCUGGAUUGUUGUGUACGACAGCGUGUUCGCACAGCCAUUGAAGAGGAGUGGGACACCAUUCCAUAGGCCACAAUUCUAUGCGAAAGAGAUGUGUCGCGCUACAUGAGGCAAAUGGUUGUCACACUAGAUACUGACUGGUUUUCUAAUCCACGCAGCUAUCUGUGACCAAUAGAUAUAUAUCUGUAUUCACAGUCAUGUGAAAUCCAUAGAUUAGGGCUUAAUGAAUUUAUUUGAAUUGACUGAAUGCCUUAUAUGAACUGUAACUCAGUAAAUCUUUGAAAUUGUUACAUGUUGCGUUUAUAUUUUUGUUCAGUAUAUAAGAGAAUGGCAUUAUAUUACAAUUACAAAUGUAUGUACAGGUAUGUGUGUAUAUACAGUACCAGUCAAACGUUUGGACACACCUACUCAUUCCAGGGUUUUUCUUUAUUUUUACUAUUUUCUACAUUGUAGAAUAAUAGUGAAGACAUCAAAACUAGGAAAUAACACAUAUGGAAUCAUGUAACCAAAAAAGUGUUAAACAAAUCAAAAUAUAUUUUAUAUUUGAGAUUCUUCAAAUAGCCACCCUUUGCCUUGAUGACAGCUUUGCACACUCUUGGCAUUCUCUCAACCAGCUUCACCUGGAAUGCUUUUCCAACAGUCUUCAAGGAGUUCCCACAUAUGCUGAGCACUUGUUGGCUGCUUUUCCUUCACUCUGUGGUCCGACUCAUCCCAAACCAUCUCAAUUGGGUCGAGGUCGGGGGAUUGUGGAGGCCAGGUCAUCUGAUGCAGCACUCCAUCACUCUCCUUCUUGGUAAAAUAGCCCUUACACAGCCUGGAGGUGUGUUGGAUCAUUAUCUUGUUGAAAAAUAAAUGAUAGUCCCACUAAGCCCAAACCAGAUGGGAUGGCGUAUCGCUGCAGACUGCUGUGGUACCCAUGCUGGUUAAGUGUGCCUUGAAUUCUAAAUAAAUCACAGACAGUGUCACCAGCAAAGCACCCCCACACCAUAACACCUCCUCCUCCAUGCUUUACGGUGGGAAAUACACAUGCAGAGAUCAUCCGUUCACCCACACCAAUUUUCACAAAGACACGGCGGUUGGAACCAAAAAUCUCCAAUUUGGAUUCCAGACCAAAAUACACAUUUUCACCGGUCUGAUGUCCAUUGCUCGUGUUUCUUGGCACAAGCAGGUCUCUUCUUUUUAUUGGUGUCCUUUGGUAGUGGUUUCUUUGCAGCAAUUCGACCAUGAAGGCCUGAUUCACCUUCAUGUCUUAAAGUAAUGACGGACUGUCGUUUCUCUUUGCUUAUUUGAGCUGUUCUUGCCAUAAUAUGGACUUGAUCUUUUACCAAAUAGGGCUAUCUUCUGUAUACCCACUUGACCUUGUCACAACACAACUGAUUGGCUCAAACGCAUUAAGAAGGAAAUAAAUUCCACAAAUUAACUUUUAAGAAGGCACAAUUGAAAUGCAUUCCAGGUGACUACCUCAUGAAGCUGGUUGAGAGAAUGCCAAGAGUGUGAAAAGCUGUCAUCAAGGCAAAGAGUGGCUAAAUGAAGAAUCUCAAAUAUAAAAUAUAUUUUGAUUUGUUUAACACUUUUUGGGUUACUACAUGAUACCAUAUGUGUAAUUUCAUAGUUUUGAUGUCUUCACUAUUAUUCUACAAUGUAAAAAAUAGUAAAAAUAAAGAAAAACCAUUGAAUGAGUAGGUGUGUCCAAACUUUUGACUGGUAGUGUAUAUGGGUAUGAAACACACUAACUAAUUGAAUCCUGCUUGUGGUGUUCUCUGUUUGCUCCUGACAGUUGCUUUCAAGGACAUCUGCCCAGCAGGGCCUGGCUACCACUACUCUGCCUCUGCCAUCAAGUUCAACCAGAGGGUGGUGGAGCAGCAUGGGACUGGAGGUCCCCCUGUCAUAUCCCAGAGCACCCCACAGACAAGGCGACAACAACCAGGUAGCACUACUCUGCUCACCACUCUGACGAGACCCCAGCAACCAUCAAGCUCAGGCCCUCUCACUCCGCAAAUUGGAUCCCAACAACCUUCAAGCAGUGGUGCACUGACUCCCCAAACUAGGCCCCAACAAUCUUCAAACUCAGCCUCUCUCACUCCUAUAACCAGGCCCCAACAACCUUCAAGCUCAGGCUCUUUCACUCCCCAAACUAGACCGCAACAACCAGGUAGCACUACUCUGCUCACCACUCCGACCAGACCCCAACAGCCAGGUGGUAGAGCUCUCACCCCUCAGACCAGACCCCAACAGCCAUCGAGUGGAGGCUCCCUGUCCCCACAGGGCAGACCACACAUCCCAGCCAGCUCUGUUACAGCAGGACCCACCCGGGUGGUGACAGGUGAGCAGACAAUAAUCCCUAGCAACCUUAAGGAGAUUCCUCAACGUACAGUGAAGAGUUUCAUUCCAAAAAUGCGAUAUAUCCAUUUUCAGAAAUGUUUGUAAAUUGACAUUAAUUAAAAACACAUCUUAUAUAGGACUGUUACGGUGACCGUAUUCCCGCCACACCGGCAGUCACGAGUCAUGACCGCAGUCAAAUUCCACAUGACCGUUUAGUCACGGUAACUAGGCUUCUCCAAGCUCUGAUGCUGCUGAUGGCCAUUAGUAGCCUACCAAACUUGCUAACUGCCUGGUACUCAGCACACUAUUGUCCCUCUAAUCACUCUGACAUCAAUGCAAAUGUUAUCGAAAAUCAAAUCAAACACGUCAUGAGAGACCGUGAGCUCAUGUUGCGCAAAAAUUCUAUAGGCUAGCAAAUGUAUGAGAAAACAGAAUAGUUUUGAUGGACUCUAUUAAAAAGAGGAGGAUCCCAUCAGCUUUCUAUAGGCUAGGCCUACUAUAUUUAUUUCUCAACUUUCCUAAUAUUAAGCACAUUGCUUCGCUUUACAACAGGAGUAUAGCUUACCUGGUUGGCAUGAAAAUUAACCAUGGGAAAAGCGUCCUCCAGAUGACAUGUCUUUUUUCCCCCUUCCCCUGUUCCGAGACAGGUGCAUGAUAAUGGUCAAUUUUGAAUCAAAACUAAUUUCACACUAAAUAAUACAGUACCAGUCAAAAGUUUGGACACACCCACUCAUUCAAGGGUUUUUCUUUAUUCGUACUAUUUUUUACAUUGUAGAAUAAUAGUGUAGACAUCACAACUAUGAAAUAACACAUAUGGAAUCAUGUGGUGAACAAAAAAGUGUUAAAAUAUAUUUUAUAUUUGAGAUUCUUCAAAUAGCCACCCUUUGUGUUGAUGCCAGCUUUGCACACUCUUGGCAUUCUCUUAACCAGCUUCACCUGGAAUGCUUUUCCAACAGUCUUGAAGGAGUUCCCACAUAUGCCGAGCACUUGUUGGCUGCUUUUCCUUCACUCUGUAGUCCGACUCAUCCCAAACCAUCUCAAUUGGGUUGAGGUUGGGGGAUUGUGGAGGCCAGAUCAUCUGAUGCAGCAAUCCAUCACUCUCCUUCUUGGUAAAAUAGCCCUUACACAGCCUGAAGGUGUGUUGGGUCAUUGUCCCGUUGAAAAACAAAUGAUAGUCCCACUAAGCCCAAACCAGAUGGGAUGGCGUAUCGCUGCAGAAUGCUGUGGUAGCCAUGCUGGUUAAGUGUGCCUUGAAUUUUAAAUAAAUCACAGACAGUGUCACCAGCAAAGCACCCCCACACCAUAACUCCUCCUCCUCCUCCAUACUUUACAGUGGGAAAUACACAUGCGGAGAUCAUCCGUUCACCCACACCGCGUCUCACAAAGACACAGCGGUUGGAACCAGAAAUCCAAUUUGGACUCCUGACCAAAGGACAAAUUUCCACCGGUCUAAUGUCCAUUGCUUGUGUUUCUUGGCCCAAGCAGGUCUCUUCUUCUUAUUGGUGUCCUUUAGUAGUGGUUUCUUUACAGCAAUUCAACCAUGAAGGCCUGAUUCACACAGUCCCCUCUGAACAGUUGAUGUUGAGAUGUGUCUGUUACUUGAACUCUGUGAAGCAUUUAUUUGGGCUGCAAUUUCUGAGGCUGGUACAGUGAGGAAAAAAGUAUUUGAUCCCCUGCUGAUUUUGUACGUUUGCCCAUUGACAAAGACAUGAUCAGUCUAUAAUUUUAAUGGUAGGUUUAUUUGAACAGUGAGAGACAGAAUCAGAACAAAAAAAUACAGAAAAACGCAUGUCAAAAAUGUUAUUAAUUGAUUUGCAUUUUAGUGAGGGAAAUAAGUAUUUGACCCCUCUGCAAAACAUGACUUAGUACUUGGUGGCAAAACCCUUGUUGGCAAUCACAGAGGUCAGACGUUUCUUGUAGUUGGCCACCAGGUUUGCACACAUCUCAGGAGGGAUUUUGUCCCACUCCUCUUUGCAGAUCUUCUCCAAGUCAUUAAGGUUUCGAGGCUGACAUUUGGCAACUCGAACCUUCAGCUCCCUCCACAGAUUUUCUAUGGGAUUAAGAUCUGGAGACUGGCUAGGCCACUCCAGGACCUUAAUGCCCUUCUUCUUGAGCCACUCCUUUGUUGCCUUGGCCAUGUGUUUUGGGUCAUUGUCAUGCUAGAACACCCAUCCACAACCCAUUUUCAAUGCCCUGGCUGAGGGAAGGAGUUCUCACCCAAGAUUUGACGGAACAUGGCCCCGUCCAUCGUCCCUUUGAUGCGGUGAAGUUGUCCUGUCCCCUUAGCACCCCCAAAGCAUAAUGUUUCCACCUCCAUGUUUGAUGGUGGGGAUGGUGUUCUUGGGGUCAUAGGCAGCAUUCCUCCUCCUCCAAACACGGCGAGUUGAGUUGAUGCCAAAGAGCUCAAUUUUGGUCUCAUCUGACCACAACACUUUCACCCAGUUCUCCUCUGAAUCAUUCAGAUGUUCGUUGGCAAACUUCAGACGGGCCUGUAUAUGUGCUUUCUUUCUUAUAUGUGCUCUCCUUUUCAUGGGCUUGUUUAGAAAGUGACCUCUUUUGGCCAACAGGAACAGAUAUAACAGGCUAAAAACUGUCCAAGGGAUCCAUAAUCAAAAGGUCCAUGACACUCAAGAGCUCAAUGCUAACGUAACGCUAGGUAGCAACUAGCCAGCACGCGAACAGCUGAGUGACAGCUGUCUAUUACCGCAUCCAGCUGACUAAGCCAGGGGUUAGCCUAAAUAAAAAAUAUAAGGUUCUGAUUACGUUCCUAAGUGUUGGAAAAAAUAUUUAGAGAAACCUAACUUACGACUAAACAGACAAAUAUAAUGGAAAUGAUUCGCUAAAUGACUCACUUUUGCACCAGCGGCAAAAACCAUAUGGAUUAUUUCAGCCAUCUGUACAGUGGAUAUAGCCAGAUCAAUAUAUUUAGGGAGUUGGGCCAACUUUUAGAAUUCUAGACAUUCAGUUACAUAGUUUUUUUUUAUAUAUAUUCCCCAAGUAGCCUAAUGUUAAUGGGGUGCUAACAUGGCUGCCAUAUAAUUUUUAAGUGUCAUGUAAAUGCAUCAUAAUGCUCAUUCUGUUAACCGGAGCUAACAUGGCUGCCAUAGAAUGUUGUAGUGACAUUUAAAUGCAUCAUAAUGUCCCAACUCUCUAAAUACAUGGCUGUGAAUAUAGCGCAUUUUUUUGUAUGAAACAAUACGGAUAUCACGUUUUGCAAAAAAACACAUUCUAAAGCACAUUUAAAGUAAAUGUUUUAAAGUAUGAGAACAGCCAUAAUUCAAUUUUAUUUUUUUGCAUUUAUCACGUUUUGGAAUCAAACCCAUAUGCUCUUCUCAUUUCCACAUAGCAACAUCAACUAUUGAGACAGAAUUACAAUGUUUAAUAUUUUGAUGUUUUGUGUCCAAAAGGCUGUGAGAAAGACAAUUCACAGCAAGCUGCCUCUUCUCAACAAGCGAAAGCUCUAAUGCGUCUAAACAAUCUCAGUAAAUGUUUAUGUCCUGUUUUGGUUUCUCCAGCUCGGCCCCCCACUCAGACUCAACGGCCUCCAGUUGACCGACGGCCAGUAUCUCCAGUGAGACCUGCCCAGCCCCUCCCGUCUCCGGUCACGCCCCGCCCACCCAUCCCAAGGCCAGGUACCGUAAACCAUACACCACAACCACAAUGUGUUUCAUCUUGAUAUAGUAAUGGCUCCAAGAUUAGGUCAACUUCAGAUAAACGUUGGUUCAACUUUCUAGCUUCUCACACUGCCAACUCCAUGUCAUUUCCUAUUAGAACUCUUAACUAUUGUACUCCACACCUGACUCAAGAACAAAGAAGCAUAUAGUUUGGAGUCUGUAUUGUGGAGUGAGAAAAGCUCAAAGUUCUCCAUUGAAGUAUGACAACUGGUCUUCCUGUGUCCUUUUUGCUUUCAUUUUAUGUGACAGCACUUGAAAGCAUAAGUUCACAUUUCAAAUGCACCAGAAUAAUGAGUGCUUAAGAAUCAUGGGUAGAUGGAGUUGAAUGCUCUGGUGGCGUCGAUUUUUUACUGGUGGUUUUAUCCACCUUCAAAGACAUCAGAUGUGUUUCUGGCUCUGGCCUUUUCUGGCACCACUAGAGUACUUAGUCGACCCUGUCCCUCACACACACACACGCACACCUCAACUUCAAAACCUCAGUUGAUAAAAGGCGUUUUACAUUCUUUAAUGUAUUUCUUUGCAAUACAAAGAGAGAUUCAAAGAGGGAAUACUUUCACACAGACCAAUCCAGCAACUCUGGCUCAAGAUAUAAGCAGUAACCAGAUGGGUACAAUGCUCUGUUUGUGGCGCAAAUCUUUCGCCUAAUGUGAGCCAACUGCUCACCACCGGACUGUUAGUUUAUCACAUGUUGGCAGGUUUGAAUCUCAAGGCGGGGCUGUCAACGAGCUGCUAACUUUUAUCUCGUGAGCAAGGUGCCAGGUUUGUGCUGUAACAUGGAAUUUAACACUAUUAUGCUCACAGCCUUGAAUCUGACCCAUAACAAGUGAGUUCUGAGACUCUAUAAAUCCUCAUAAUGGGUCCCUGAAAAAUAUGUGAGCUGCACUCUUUGAAGAAAGAACAAGUGCUAUCUAGAACCUAUAAGGGUUGUCCCCAUAAGAGAACCCUUUAAAGAACCCUUUUUGGUUCUGGGUAAAACCCUUUUGAGUUCCAUGUUAGAACCCUUUCCACAGAGAGUUCUACAUGGAACCCAAAAGAGUUCUACCUGGAACCAAAAAGGGUUCUCCUAUGGGGACAGCCAAAUAACCGUUUUGGAACCCUUUUUUCAAAGAGUGUGGAAUGGGAUGAGUGUACGCCAGAGAUUCAUUGUUCAGCUCUCCAAUGUAAACAGAGAUCAGGCACCCAGAUGAGAUCAGAUCCUCCUCACUCAAUUAUCCGUGGCUGUAUUUGCCCCUCUUCCCUCUCACGGCCUCUGACGGCUCAUAUGGAUGAGACGACAACUAAGAUCACACUUUGGAAUCCUUUUUGAAACGGUGACAAACAAGCCAACUAAAUGUGCGUAUCUGUGUACGUGCGUCUACAUGCAUCUGAUUGGGCGUCCAGUGCGUGGUGUGUGUGAGACCAUGCCCCAGGUGUGUGGACAGGGCCGUUGUGUGGACCAGCCCGGAGGGAGAUAUACCUGCAUCUGUAACGAGGGAUACCAACUCAACGCUCAGCAGACUGAUUGUCAAGGUGAAUGUUGUUUUGCUAGGGCACUGUUGCUAGUUAAACUACUUAACUACUAUUGGGAAGCAUCAAACACACACACAUACACAGCCCAAUGUUGGCUAUUCCUGAUGCUAUACUGAGCCUCAGCUGUAUUUAUAGUGUGCGGUCAUUGAACAUGUGAUAGUCAUUAUGGAUGAGUCAGUUUCAGGCUGGUUACGGUACCUCAAGCAUCUCACUACAUUCCCAUUCCCUGAGGGGUAGCUUGAUUGCAACCUGCAGGGUUGGUCAGGCUCCUCUUGACCUCUUUAACCCCACUCAUCCCCUCUUCCUCUCAUCCCUCUUUAUUUUCAGACAUAGACGAGUGCAGGACGUCUCCCCAGCCCUGUGGCAGUGGCCGCUGCCAGAACACAGAAGGGGGCUACAGGUGUAGCUGCCCCUCAGGAUACCAGCCGGGACCCCAGCACACCAGCUGUAUAGGUACAGACCCCACUGUACACACACAAACACACUCACACACACAUAGUCGCUGGUCACAGCAGCUGUGCGUUUAUUCAGACAACAGCUACUCUGUCUCGUUGGGUAUAGAGAAAUACCUUCUUGCAUCCCCCUGGAAUGCCUUGUGUUCUACUUGGAGGUCAACGAUUAGGAAAUGGGGUCUGGUACUCUGGUCAAUUCUUUUAAUUUUUUCACGUGUAUCUCUAGAUGUCAAUGAGUGCCUCCAGACUCUCAGUCCCUGUUCUGUUGGGGAGUGUGAGAAUACACCAGGCAGCUACAGAUGUGUGUGUCCUGCUGGCUACAGAGCCAACUUCCAACAGACGCAGUGUCAAGGUAACAGACGCGUACUCAACAUAGGAUUCCAACAUCAGCAGUCAAUAAGUAUUACUAACAUGAUUGUGAUUAUUAUAAGGAACGUUAUGUCGAUUAUGAUAGCUGUACAUUAGUCCUCGUUGAUCAUUCUAUAAGAAAAUAGAUAACUGUUAACUGUCAAGUCUUUGAGUAAAGGACACACUUUUUGUGGCACAGAUAUUGACGAGUGUCGUCAGGUUCCGAACCCCUGUAACAAUGGCCGCUGUGAGAAUAGCCCUGGUAGCUUCAAGUGUGUCUGCCGCACUGGGUACAAACUAGAGGGCAACACAUGUAAAGGUAAGAUAGCUAUCUCUACAUCUAUUCAACAUUAUUUCACUACCGAAGCUACUGUACUGUAUACAGUGGGGAGAACAAGUAUUUGAUACACUGCUGAUUUAGCAGGUUUUCCUACUUACAAAGCAUGUAGAGGUCUGUAAUUUUUAUCAUAGGUACACUUCAACUGUGAGAGACGGAAUCUAAAACACAAAUCCAGAAAAUCACAUUGUAUGAUUUUUAAGUAAUUAAUUUGCAUUUUAUUGUAUGACAUAAGUAUUUGAUACAUCAGAAAAGCAGAACUUAAUAUUUGGUACAGAAACCUUUGUUUGCAAUUACAGAGAUCAUACGUUUCCUGUAGGUCUUGACCAGGUUUGCACACACUGCAGCAGGGAUUUUGGCCCACUCCUCCAUACAGACCUUCUCCAGAUCCUUCAAGUUUCGGGGCUGUCGCUGGGCAAUACGGACUUUCAGCUCCCUCCAAAGAUUUUCUAUUUGGUUCAGGUCUGGAGACUGGCCAGGCCACUCCAGAACCUUGAGAUGCUUCUUACGGAGCCACUCCUUAGUUGCCCUGGCUGUGUGUUUUGGGUUGUUGUCAUGCUGGAAGACCCAGCCACGACCCAUCUUCAAUGCUCUUACUGAUGGAAGGAGGUUGUUGGCCAAGAUCUCGUGAUACAUGGCCCCAUCCAUCCUCUCUUCAAUACGGUGCAGUCGUCCUGUCCCCUUUGCAGAAAAGCAUCCCCAAAGAAUGAUGUUUCCACCUCCAUGCUUCACGGUUGGAAUGGUGUUCUUGGGGUUGUACUCAUCCUUCUUCUUCCUCCAAACACAGCGAGUGGAGUUUAAACCAAAAAGCUCUAUUUUUGUCUCAUCAGACCACAUGACCUUCUCCCAUUUCUCCUCUGGAUCAUCCAGAUGGUUAUUGGCAAACUUCAGACGGGCCUGGACAUGCGCUGGCUUGAGCAGGGGGACCUUGCGUGCGCUGCAGGAUUUUAAUCCAUGACGGCGUAGUGUGUUACUAAUGGUUUUCUUUGAGACUGUGGUCCCAGCUCUCUUCAGGUCAUUGACCAGGUCCUGCCGUGUAGUUCUGGGCUGAUCCCUCACCUUCCUCAUGAUCAUUGAUGCCCCACGAGCUGAGAUCUUGCAUGGAGCCCCAGACUGAGGGUGAUUGACCGUCAUCUUGAACUUCUUCCAUUUUCUAAUAAUUGCGCCAACAAUUGUUGCCUUCUCACCAAGCUGCUUGCCUAUUGUCCUGUAGCCCAUCCCAGCCUUGUGCAGGUCUACAAUUUUAUCCCUGAUGUCCUUACACAGCUCUCUGGUCUUGGCCAUUGUGGAGAGGUUGGAGUCUGUUUGAUUGAGUGUGUGGACAGGUGUCUUUUAUACAGGUAACGAGUUCAAACAGGUGCAGUUAAUACAGGCAAUGAGUUGAGAACAGGAGGGCUUCUUAAAGAAAAACUAACAGGUCUGUGAGAGCCGGAAUUCUUACUGGUUGGUAGGUGAUCAAAUACUUAUGUCAUGCAAUAAAAUGCAAAUUAAUUACUUAAAAAUCAUACAAUGUGAUUUUCUGGAUUUGUGUUUUAGAUUCCGUCUCUCACAGUUGAAGUGUACCUAUGAUAAAAAUUACAGACCUCUACAUGCUUUGUAAGUAGGAAAACCUGCAAAAUCGGCAGUGUAUCAAAUACUUGUUCUCCCCACUGUAUAUUGUCUCAUCAAAGAUUGUGUGAUGUUUGUGAAAUGAUACUAUUGGUCAGUCAGACAUAUUCAACUUCCUGUCCCUGUCUAUCACUCUCUCUUUCCCCAGAUGUGGAUGAGUGUGAGGACCCCUUGAGGUGUCCUGGUCAGGCCUGUGUCAACUCUCCAGGAUCAUACAAGUGUGUGUCUUGCCCGCCAGGCUUUGGGCUGGUCAACGAACAAUGCUCAGGUAACACUCCUUGUCCUGAAGCAGUCAUACACAAAACCACAUACGUUUCAGUAGAAUUCUCCGCAGGCUGUUUGAUAGAGGGCACUAUCUGUCUCUGUCGCCCCCUGUUGUAGAUGUUGACGAGUGCCGUCAGACCCCCAGCCUUUGCACCAAUGGUCGUUGUGAGAACACUCCUGGGAGUUACAGGUGUGUUUGCCACACGGGAUACAAACUACAAGGCAAGGCCUGCACAGGUACGAGCGAUGACUCCACCAAAUUAUUACGUACAUACCCUCUUUUGAACAUGUCAGCAAAAGGAACUUUCAAUCUAUGUAAAACAAAUCCUGCCUGACUAUUAAUGCUCUGGCUCUAUCUGUUUUAGAUGUGGAUGAGUGUGAGGACUUUUUGAGGUGUCCUGGUCAGGCCUGUGUCAACUCUCAGGGUUCUUUCAACUGUGUGUCUUGCAAGCCAGGCUUCGGCAUGAUCAAUGGACAAUGCUCAGGUAAAAUCCCAUUGUCUGUGUGUGUUCUGAGGUAUAUCUGUGUGUCUCCAUCCAUUUAUGCUACCUUUCAGCAAUCUCUUAUAUCUCCUCUCCAUUCCUACAGAUAUAGAUGAGUGUCGUCAGACCCCCAGCUCAUGCAUCAAUGGUCACUGUGAGAACACCCAGGGCAGCUACAGCUGUGUGUGUCUCACUGGGUACAGACGACACAGUGAUACCUGUACAGACGUGGAUGAGUGUGCAGACCCAUCCCAGUGCCCUGGUCAGGAGUGUGUGAACUUCCAGGGCUCAUACAAGUGUGUGUCCUGCAAACCAGGCUUUGGGCUGGUCAACAGACAAUGCACAGGUAGGACACAACAUGGCCUUUAUCAACACCAAUACAUUUGAGCGAUUACAGACAACGGCACACGUGUUCUUCACCUUCUUUUCUUUGCAGAUGUUGAUGAGUGUCUUCGGAGCCCCACUCCCUGUGCUAAUGGUCGUUGUGAGAAUACGGCUGGAAGCUACAAGUGUGUGUCCUGCAAGACAGGCUUUCAGCUGGUCAAUGGACAAUGCUCAGGUAGGACUCAACAUGGGCUCUAUCAACACUAAUACAUGUAGAGCUGAUCACUUACACAAUAAGACAUUUGUAAGCACACAUUUUUUUUUGUUUUUGCAGAUGUUGAUGAGUGCCUCCAUAGCCCCACUUCCUGUGCUAACGGCCGUUGUGAGAACACGGCUGGAAGCUACAAGUGUGCGUGCCGAUCUGGCUUCAGGCUACAGGGUAAUACCUGCACAGGUAAGACUUCACAUUGAACAUACACAUUACUUCAACUGAUAAAGAGCAGUCAAAUGUAUGACUUUCCUUAGCACAUAAUAAAGUAAAAUACUACUAGAAAUGGCCUUUGUUCUGUCAACUUUAUUUAUGGGAUUGUAAAGAAGAAUCUCUGUUGGCUUCUCCAGAUGUCAAUGAGUGUGAGAACGCUCUACAGUGUCCUGGUCAGGAGUGUGUCAACUUUGAAGGCUCCUUCAAAUGUGUGGCCUGUAGAACAGGCUUUGAGGCUGGAAACGGACAGUGUACAGGUGAACAGCCUUCUCAACCACACACACAGAGACAAAACACACACGCACUCACCCAUUUUUAUUCGAUAUUGAAAAUUGUAUCAGUACUGAUAUUGAUAUUUUUCACACAGAUAUCGAUGAGUGUCGCCAGUCCUCCAACCGCUGUACCAACGGUCGCUGUGAAAACACUCCCGGUAGCUACCAGUGUGUUUGUCACACCGGGUUCAAACUACAGGACAGCAUCUGUAAUGGUAAGGCUGCAUGUGUCUGACUAUUGCAUGUCUUUCAUGUUUUACAUGAUGUCUCAUGCUCCAUAUCACUCUGUUUGAUGUGUAACCUCCACUUGCUUCAUUUUAGACAUUGAUGAAUGUGAAGACCCCUCACAGUGUCCCGGGCAACAGUGUGUCAAUUCUGAAGGCUCCUACAAGUGUAUCGCCUGCAAAGCUGGCCACGUUAUGCAAGAUGGGGUAUGCGCAGGUAAGACUAGCUGUCUAUUAGAAUAUGGCAGAAUAUGAAGUAAAUUCAAGGCAUUCUGUCCAUGUAGUCUACAUGUUUUUUCAAGGUGUUUUACUGCUCUCACACUUGCUGCAAUUGUUUCUGGGAAGGAAUGCCAUGGCUCUUUUACGGCCAAGGGGAGGAGGUGAUUUGUUAACCAUGGUAAAUUUCAGUCUAAUGAGGAAACACAUUUUCAAAGAGAUUAAAUGAGUCAAUGUUCAACUCUGCAGAAUGUAACAGGAGAUGCUUCUCACCAGACCGAAAUUAGCACCAAACUCUUUUUCACAUGCCUUCCGUUUGAGAUUGCAUUCCAUUCAUACUGCUUUAUAGAUUCAGACAAUCACAUUUCUAACACUGUUGGUGUUAUUGGUGAGGCAGCUUGACUAAAACAGUAACAAUACUAAAGUUUCCUGCUGAAUCAAGCUGUUCCAACAGCUGUUUAUAUAAACUGCAUAGAGCAGUGUGACCGGGCACUUUUCCAUUAUCUUACUGUAGGUGAUGAGUGAGCGAAGGGGGUGACCACCCAUUAGCCUUGUAGCCCCAGUUGCACACUGCUGUCAGCGCUCUCCUCUGCAUUCCUCUCCACUGCUCUGCACACUUCACCUUUGCUGGCUUCUGUUACUCCUACCAAGCGUUUUUUUCUGUGGGGCACACAAAUCAUCAGCCCUAGUAUAAUUUCAGGACACCGUGCUCCAUCCCACUUGGGUGCAUUGCCUCUACCUAAAAAAAAACAGAGACCACUUUAAAAUGCAUAUGAAUGUACUGUUUCUUUCACAGUUCACUGUCAGUCAGCACUUUAUCCAUGCUGUGAUAUCCAGAGCACAUGAAAAUCACUCCGAGGUAUUCAAGUCUGGCUGUUGGACUGGGCUGAUAUGGACCAACAGAGUCUGCAACAGAUGUUUAGACUUCAAAGGGGAUAGCGUGUAAAUCAGAAACACCUUAGGAAUGGAUGUAACACUUGGGAAUGGAUGGAUGUCUCUUUGGAGAGGUUUCACUGUCAAAAGGUUAUAUCCAUAAGAGACAGAACCAAUUGGUGCUGUGUUGAUUUAAGAGAAACCACUUGAAAGCUGUUUAACCCCUUUUAGGGGGAACAGAAAGACCCUAUACAUGAAGCAGAGGUGUGUGUGUGUGCGUGUGUGCAUGUGCAACCCUCUUGCAGUACCAAUGAGCAUUCCCCUCUCCCUUCCUCAGAUGUGGAUGAAUGCCAGAGCCCUGACACCUGUGGUUCAGAGAGGCUGUGUUUAAACACUGAUGGCUCCUACCGCUGUGACUGUCAACCAGGCUACAGAACCGCUGGCCUUGGACGCCAAUGUAGAGGUCAGUACUGAUAAUGAUGAUGAUGGUGAUGAAUGCUACAAUGUUGGUGAUGUUCUUUGAUAAUGUAUAUACCACACUGCGUGUUGAUGUUCUUUUCUGUGUCAUAUUGUAGCGUGGUUGUCUUGUCUUUUCACAGACAUCAAUGAGUGUCUAGAGGGGGAGUACUGCUUCCCCAAGGGAGAGUGUGUGAACACAGAGGGCUCCUACCGCUGUGUGUGUUCCCAGGGUUACACCACAAGCAGCAAUGGCAGCUCCUGCCUGGGUGAGGCGUCACCACCGUCUCUCACACACAUACCGAAGUCCCACUGGCAUUACUGUAGGCUACUCUUAAACCGGCAGAAUGGAGAUGUCUCUAUUCAUGACAGAGACACAACAUAUAUUUUUACUCUGCAAUUUCAACUGUAACAACUCUUAGCAGGGCUUUAAUAGUAAUCACUUAUAAUUAUAAUCACAAAUAGGCUACUUGACACAGAUUAUAUUACUCAAAGCCUCUCACACAGUGAAUGACAUCAAGUGAAACGACAUGGGCACAACGUCAUGGUAAAGGAUUGCUUAGCUUGGCAGUAGGGACAGCGGGGUUGUCUGUGGUGAUGUAAUGGCGUGUUGUCAUUGCGUGCCCAGAUGUGGAUGAGUGUGCCAGGUCAGGCCCGGGGGUGUGCCAGGACGGGCGCUGUGUCAACACAGAGGGCUCCUACCAGUGCCAGUGCCAAGUGGGAUUCACCACCAACCCAGAAAAGACAGCCUGUCUGGGUAACUCAACACCUCAACUACUCUGCACUGUUCAUCAUCCACCAUAGACAGAUCAUUGAAAACUUGUGUUCCUUAUGAAACCAUGUGUCCCUUUAUGUAAUACGCACCGCUUUCGAGACUGAGCUAUGGGGAUGCUGAAGUUUGCGUGUGUGUGCACGCGCUUAUGUGUGUGUGUGUGUGUAAUCCCCACUCUCUCUAUCCCAGAUGUAGAUGAGUGCUCAGAGGGAGCAGUGUGUCUGUCACGGCGUUGUGAGAACACCAUUGGCUCCUACCGCUGUAUCACCUCCUGUGAGCCGGGCUACCGGGUCACCCGCACCGGAGAGUGUGUCGGUCAGUUCCAUCUCUUCAUCAACCUCAUCGACUUCAUCCUUUACUACAUCUAGUCCACAUAGCGAGAAUCGACUUGUUAUUCUUCUCGUAUUUAUUAAUCCACUUUAUUUAUUUUGAAAUUAUCUGAUUCUACGCUACAGUUUAGCCAUGAUAGUUUGUGUAGGAAUGAUUGGCAGGUUGGACACAGAUGUGGGAUCCAGGCUGAGGCCGGGGGCGUAAGGGGUUGGUCGUCAUGGCAGCUGUGUUUGAUUGAUGUGUCAGGUUGGAGGCUUGCACCGCACAGAUGCUCAGUCACAAGAAUGCCGUUCGCCUUUCCUUGCCAAGAUAUGCAUCUGUAACACACACACACAGAGUGAAAAAGAGCUAGGGAUCUAUCUCACUGUAUUGUCUUCACUGACUAUUGCUUUAUACCUUUAAAUACUUUAAUCAAGUUUAUCUUUCUAACUAUAAUAUUGACAGUGACCAUACUUGAGACCAUACUUCAGAUUCAUAUAGGAGUGAUGUAAUCUCUCUCUCCACUUCUGUUUCGUCUUCUCUCUCACAGAUAUCAAUGAGUGUGCCAAUGAGACAGUAUGCGGAGAGCAUGCAUUCUGCCAGAACCUAAUUGGAACAUACCAGUGCAUGUGUGACCAGGGCUACACAGCCACCAGCAAUGGGAAGGGAUGUGUGGGUACGUCUCAACACAGAUGCACAAGUCUCUGAUAAGAGUGCAAACGCUACCAUUCUACUGUCCUAUCAUCUGUCAUUGUCUUUGCUUGAUUUAGACUACAUGGUUUGACCUUUUCACCCCAUAUUUCUCUUUCUUUCUCUCUCUCUCUCGCUCGCUCUCCCUCCCUCUUUCUCUCGCUCACUCACUCUCUUUCUCCCUUUCGCUCUCUCUCUAUCUCUCUUUUUCUCUCUCUUUCUCUUUCUCUCUAUCUCUCUCUUUCUGUCUAUCUAUCUCUCUCUUUCUAUCUAUCUCUCUCUCUCUCUCUAGAUGAAAACGAGUGUGAGACUAUGCAGGGCGUGUGUGGCGCAGCGCGCUGUGAGAAUGUGGAUGGCUCCUUCAUGUGUGAGUGUCCAGGAGAGGGGGAAGAGUUUGAUACGCGCUCAGGACAGUGCCUCAGCAUGCCUCGACCAGGUACUGUACACUGUCCACCACUAUUUUGCAUUUCGAGGAUUAUCUAGAUAUCUAUUUUUCACCAUACUAAAAUAUACAUUUCUACUCCCUGAUGGGAAUGACACUUUCCCUGCUUCAAAUGUUCAUUCCUACAAAUGCCAUCACAGUUCUAUUGCCAUUUAACAUCAGUUUGUGCAUGGUGAGUUUGGUGAGACCUCUUCAACAGGUGUCCAUUCAAACAGCUUGGUGUUGCUUCCCCCUGCUGUUCAUGAGGGAACACUAUAUUGUCUUGGUGGUCAGCAACGCAGCCAUAACCACACACACCUCAACCCUCAAACAUCACAUCCACGUGUCUCACAGGUCAUCCAUUGUUCCCAGGCGGCUCUUCCUCGUCUUCCUCCACCACCGGUCUGGGUCCCCAGCGUCGGCCCGAUGCGUCCCAGCUUCCCCCGGCCCGGCCUGGCGAGUUGAGGGAGUGCUACUACAACACAGAGGAGCAGAGCUCGUGCAGCGUGCUGGCCCACAACACCACCCAGCAGGAGUGCUGCUGCACCGUGGGUCAGGGUUGGGGCACGGGCUGCCAGUACGACCCCUGUCCUCAGCUAGGCACAGGUAGGGACCAGUGAUCAACACUGAUGUGAAUAGUAUGUCUAUGGUAUGACUAUAGUGAAUAUGUCUCUAGCACAGGAGGUUGGUGGCACCUUAAUUGGGGAUCGUGGUAAUGGCUGAAGCGGAAUGAGUGGAAUGGUAUCAAAUACAUGGUUACCAUUUGCUCCGUUCUGGCAAUUAUUAUGAGCUGUUCUCCCCUCAGCAGCCUCCUGUGGUCUCUAGGGGAUAUAUGUCUAUGUAUAAGACUAAAGUGAAUAUGUAUGUCUAUGGUAGACUCCUGGAGUCACCUCCACCUAUCAACCCACUCAGAAAAAGCUAACCCUGAUGUAGUGAAGUGUUCAUCUCUGAUAUGUCGUGUUGUUGUUUACUGUGGGUUCUGUACAGCCGAACACCAGGCGUUGUGCCCCAGCGGACGAGGAUAUGUGACUGGGCCUGGAGCGUUUAGCUACAAAGGUAACUGUCUCACAUAUCCGCACGGCAGGUAGCCUGGAGGUUAGUGUUGGUUGCUAGUUCAAAGGUUGCUAGUUCAAAUCCCUGAGCCGACUAAAUGGAAAAUCUGUCGAUCUGCCCUUGAGCAAGGCACUUAACUCUAAUUUCUCCAGAGUUUCGGUCAAUAAUGGCUGUGACCCCACUCUCUGAGGGCAAGAAACACAUUUCACACCACACACUUGUACGUGUGUGAAACAGGACAAAUAUAAGCACCCCUAUUUGACUCACAUGAUUUUGUAGUCAUACUUAUUGCUUAUACUGUACUGUACCUAUAAUCCAGGCCUUUGUCUCCUCUCACAGAUGUGGAUGAGUGUAAGCUGUUCCACCCUGAGGUGUGUAAGAGCGGUGUGUGUGUCAACAACAUCCCUGGCUACUCCUGCUACUGCACCAGUGGCUACUACUACGAUAAUGUGUUUCUGGAGUGCAUCGGUUAGUGGCAUAUCUUUAUCAGUGAUAUUAGGCUGUUUUGGCCCAGCCUUCAUAAUUGUGGUUGAAUUAGAUGGAUGUAUAUAAUGGGUAGGUUGCUCAAAUCUUCUCUCUCUCUCUCUCUCUCUCUCUCUCUCUCUCUCUCUCUCUCUCUCUCGCUCUCGCUCUCGCUCUCGCUCUCGCUCUCGCUCUCGCUCUCGCUCUCGCUCUCGCUCUCGCUCUCGCUCUCGCUCUCGCUCUCGCUCUCGCUCUCGCCGCUCUCGCUCUCCCCUCCUCCUCCCCCUCUCCGACCCUUCUCCCGCCCUCCUCCUCCUCCACCGUAUGUCCGCUCUCGCUCUCUCUCUCUCUCUCCUGGUAGAUGUUGAUGAGUGUGAGGCAGGGGAGGACAGCUGUCCAGGAGGAAUCUGUGUCAACACAUUAGGCUCAUACUUCUGUACCUGCGAGCCACCUCUUGUGUUGGACGACACUCAGCGCAGCUGUGUCAAUUCCACUGGCCUCACCGUGGGUAAGACUACACACACUGGGAGACAGGAGUCCCCAAUAACUCUUACCUUAUGAGUCCUCACUACUCAAAUUUCACUUAUUAGCUCAAGCUGUGAGAUCUCUCUCACUGUCUCUGUUUUCCAUCUCUCUCUCUCUCUCUCUCUCUCUCUCUCCUCCUUUCCCCAUAUAUCUUUCCCUUGUUUUUCCCACCUCCCUUUCUCCAUCUUUCUUUGCCUCUCUUUUUUCCAUCUUCCUUUUUAUUCAUCUAACCGUCUCUCUUUUCAUCUCACCCUUCCCCUCCUCAUUUCCGUCCCUCUUGUCUCCAGAUGAGAACCUGUCGUUCUGCUGGCAGUAUGUCACGGCAGACCUGGUGUGUCAGAGCCCCCUGCUGGGCGGACAGGUCACCUUCACUGAGUGCUGCUGUCUGUAUGGAGAGGGCUGGGGACUGCAGUGUGCUCUGUGUCCUCCCAGAGACUCAGGUACUACUAGACUGAUGUGCUACUACGGCCACGCUGAUUGUGGAUGAGUAUUUACAUUGAACAAUCCGCUGUGUUAGCAUUUUGUCAUAAGAUACAAGCAGAUUGUAGCUCUGUUGUUAAACAGUGUUGUGUUUAUAGUUUGGGGAAAGUGUCAUUUUUGGUCUACGUCUCUUUUCCUUCUUUCCCUCUGUCAGAGGACUAUGAGGCUCGGUGUAACGUCUUCCUGAGGCCCCCAGAGUUUCCUCCCCCCUUCCCUGACCGCUUCGGUCCGGACCCUGGGCCAGGACCCGGCAGAGGAGGAGGAGGAGGAGGAGGAGGAGGAGGAGGAGGAGGAGGGAGGUAUCGUGUGCCCUAUGGACCGGACUCCUUCCCAGACCCCAUCCCCCGCAGGCCUGAGUACACCCAGCCUGACUAUGACGACUAUACACCAACAGGGGGCAGCAGGUCUGGCUUCAGAGACAGAACACCCAGCACCUUCGGCGUCCCCGAAAGCCCCUACAGACGGCCCUCAGGAUACAUGUAACACACUGCCCUAUUCACCACACUUCCCUAUUCACUCAUUCACAUAUAUCAUGUAAGACGCAACAUAUAUUCUCGACAAACAUGUUUAAUUUCUCCCUGCCAGUCCUGAGCGGUACUAUGACGAGGAUGACUACGGCCUGCCUGACACGCCUCCGAGAACCCCAUUCCGGACCCUCCCAGACCCUCGUUCUGAGCUUGCCUUUGGGGCGCGGCCCCCUCCCCCCAUCCCCGAGGGCCUCCCUCUGAGUCUGGCCCCCCUCCCGGACAGUGACCCCUACAGUGAGGAGGAGGAGGAGGAGGAGGGGCCAGAACCUUGGCGUGUGGGACCCCCUUUCCCUCCGUUCCUUGACAGACGGGGGCCAGGUGGUGGAGGUGGUGGAGAUGGUGGAGGUGGAGGCCCACGGAGAGUCUAUGAGAGUAAGCCCUCUCUUACUGUGCAUUACUGGGUUUACUGCAUUACUGUCAUUUUGUCAAUGCUGCUGCAUUACCCAAAAUAUUUCACAUUCAUUUUAAGAUGUAAACUUAGCCUAGGCCCUGCGAAGAAUGUGUGUUUGAUUAGAAAUCUGUUCAUAGUUCUGACCAUCUCCGCCUCUCCCUGUCCCAGGACGAUAUGAGCCGUAUGCAGGCCUGAGCACAGAGGACUGUGGGAUACUGCACGGCUGUGAGAACGGCAGGUGUAUCCGUGUGGCGGAGGGAUACACGUGUGACUGCUACGAGGGCUACGAGCUGGACAUGACCUCCAUGGCCUGCAUAGGUAGGUAUCCCUCCUCACACAAUCCACAAGACAAACCCUUCAACUAAUUGCAGUUGUCUAAAUGCAAAACUCCCUGCCUUUCACGAGUCCUUCGAACCUUAUGCCUUUCAAUCUAUAUACUGUAUGCAUCACAAAGCAAGAGCCAUUCUCUUAUUCUCAGAUUGACAUUUAUCUUACAGUAAAAUCUUUAGAUUUACCAGUGCAAUGGAUAAUCUAGAUAUUUCCGGGGAAAUGUAUAGAUUUACCGUUUUACACAUCUACCGGAACAUACACUACCGGUCAAAAGUUUUAGAACUCCUACUCAUUCAAGGAUUUUUCUUUAUUUUUACUAUUUUCUACAUUGUAUAAUAAUAGUGAAGACAUCAAAACUAUGAAAUAACACAUAUGGAAUAAUGUAGUAACCAAAAAGGUAUUUUAUAUUUUAGAUUCUUCAAAUAGCCACCCUUUGCCUUGAUGACAGCUUUGCACACUCUUGGCAUUCUCUCAACCAGCUUCACCUGGAAUGCUUUUCCAACAGUCUUGAAGGAGUUCCCACAUAUGCUGAGCACUUGUUGGCUGCUUUUACUUCACUCUGCGGUCUGACUCAUCCCAAACCAUCUCAAUUUGGUUGAGGUCGUGGGAUUGUGGAGUGCAGGUCAUCUGAUGCAGCACUCCAUCACUCUCCUUCUUGGUAAAAUAGCCCUUACACAGCCUGGAGGUGUGUUGGGUUAUUGUCCUGUUGAAAAACAAAUGAAAGUCCCACUAAGCCCAGAUGGGAUGGCGUAUCGCUGCAGAAUGCUGUGGUAGUCAUGCUGGUUAAGUGUGCCUUGAAUUCUAAAUAACUCACAGACAGUGUCACCAGCAAAGCACCCCCACACCAUAACACCUCCUCCUCCAUGCUUUACGGUGGGAAAUACACAUGCGGAGAUCAUCCGUUCACCCACACCACGUCUCACAAAGACACGGCGGUUGGAACCAGAAAUCUCCAGUUUGGACUCCAGACCAAAGGACACAUUUCCAAAGGUCUAAUGUCCAUUGCUCGUGUUUCUUUGCCCAAGCAAGUCUCUUCUUAUUAUUGGUGUCCUUUAAUAGUGGUUUCUUUGCAGCAAUUCGACCAUGAAGGCCGGAUUCACACAGUCUCCUCUGAACAGUUGAUGUUGAGAUGUGUCUGUUACUUGAACUCUGUGAAGCAUUUAUUUGGGCUGCAAUUUCUGAGGCUGGUAACUCUAAUGAACUUAUCCUCUGCAGCAGAGAUAACUCUGGGUCUUCCAUUCCUGUAGCUGUCCUCAUGAGAGCCAGUUUCAUCAUAGCACUUUAUGGUUUUUGUGACUGCACUUGAAGAAACUUUCAAAGUUCUUCAAAUGUUCUGUAUUGACUGACCUUCAUGUCUUAAAGUAAUGAUGGACUGUCGUUUCUCUUUGCUUAUUUGAGCUGUUCUUGUCAUAAUAUGGACUUGGUCUUUUACCAAAUAGGGCUAUCUGCAUUCCAGGUGACUGUCACCUCAUGAAGCUGGUUGAGAGAAUGCCAAGUGUGUGCAAAGCUGUCAUCAAGGCAAAGGGUGACUUGAUUGUUUAACACUUUUUUUGGUUACUACAUGAUUCCAUAUGUGUUAUUUCAUAGUUUUGAUGUCUUCACUAUUAUUCUAUAAUGUAGAAAAUAGUACAAAUAAAAAAAAAAACACUUGAAUGAGUAGGUGUUCUAAAACUUUUGACCGGUAGUGUAUAUACAUUUGGACGUUCACUGAUUCGUAUGUACAGUUGAUGUCGGAAGUUUACAUACACUUAGGUUGGAGUCAUUAAAACUUGUUUUUCAACCACUCCACACAUUUCUUAUUAACAAACUAUCAUUUUAGCAAGUCGGUUAGGAUAUCUACUUUGUGCAUGACACAAGUAAUUUUUCCAACAAUUGUUUACAGACAGAUUAUUUCACUUAUAAUUCACUGUAUCACAAUUCCAGUGGGUCAGAAGUUUACAUACACUAUGUUGACUGUAACUUUGAACAGCUUGGAAAAUUGCUUUAGAAGCUUCUGAUAGGCUAAUUGACAUCAUUUGAGUCAAUUGGAGGUGUACCUGUGGAUGUAUUUCAAGGCCUACCGUCAAACUCAGUGCCUCUUUGCUUGACAUCAUGGAAAAAUCAAAAGAAAUCAGCCAAGACCUCUGAAAAAAAUUUGUAGACCUCCACAAGUCUGGUUCAUCCUUGGGAGCAAUUUCCAAACGCCUGAAGGUACCACGUUCAUCUGUACAAACAAUACAAAUCAAUCCCAGAACAACAGCAAAGGACCUUGUGAAGAUCCUGGAGGAAACGGGUACAAAAGUAUCUAUAUCCACAUUAAAACAAGUCCUAUAUCGACAUAACCUGAAAGGCCGCUCAGCAAGGAAGAAGUCACUGCUCCAAAACCGCCAUAAAAAAGCCUGACUAUGGUUUGCAACUGAACAUGGGGACAAAGAUCUUACUUUUUGGAGAAAUGUCCUCUGGUCUGAUGAAACAAAAAUAGAACUGUUUGGCCAUAAUUACCAUUGUUGUGUUUGGAGGAAAAAGGGGAAGGCUUGCAAGCCGAAGAACACCAUCCCAACCGUGAAGCGCGGGGGUGGCAGCAUCAUGCUGUGGGGGGUGCUUUGCUGCAGGAGGGACUGGUGCACUUCACAAAAUAGAUGGCAUCAUGAGGAAGGAAAAUUAUGUGGAUAUAUUGAAGCAACAUCUCAAGACAUCAGUCAGGAAGUUAAAGCUUGGUCGCAAAUGGGUCUUCCAAAUGGACAAUGACCCCAAGCAUACUUCCAAAGUUGUGGCAAAAUGGCUUAAGGACAACAAAGUCAAGGUAUUGGAGUGGCCAUCACAAAGCCCUGACCUCAAGCCUAUAGAACAUUUGUGGGCAGAACUGAAAAUGUGUGUGCGAGCAAGGAGGCCUACAAACCUGAUUCAGUUACAUCAGCUCUGUCAGGAGGAAUAGGCCAAAAUUCACCCAACUUAUUGUGGGAAGCUUGUGGAAGGCUACCCAAAACGUUUGACCCAAGUUAAACAAUUUAAAGGCAAUGCUACAAAAUACUAAUUGAGUGUAUGUAAACUUUUGACCCACUGGGAAUGUGAUGAAACAAAUAAAAGCUGAAAUAAAUCAUUCUCUCUACAAUUAUUCUGACAUUUCACAUUCUUAAAAUAAAGUGGUGAUCCUAACUGACCUAAGACAGGGAAUUUUUACUAGGAUUAAAUGUCAGGAAUUGUGAAAAACUGAGUUUAAAUGUAUUUGGCUAAGGUGUAGGUAAACUUCCGACUUCAACUGUAUGUGUUUUCACUUGUAUAUUUGUUCUGCUUCUAUGCCCAGACAUCAAUGAAUGUGAGGAUCCUGACAACGUGUGUGUGAAUGGCCGAUGCAUCAACACAGACGGCUCCUAUCGCUGUGUGUGUCACCGAGGCUACGUCAUGUCCCGUCGGCCCAACCACUGUGUGGCAGCAUAG